This is a messenger RNA of Pocillopora meandrina, 46515 nucleotides long. NCBI's taxonomy places the organism in Eukaryota, Metazoa, Cnidaria, Anthozoa, Scleractinia, Pocilloporidae. The record is from the annotation of a GenBank genome assembly.
AUGCCUUUCCUAAUAUUGAGGGAGAUAAAGGCAACCAACUUGCCUGCUGUCGACAAGAAAGGCAAAGGAAAAAGUGACCCGUACGCCAGUUUGGAAUUUCAAGGUAAACGUGAUAACAUUCGAACAAGUAAACCGAUUCAUUAUUUUAGUUUUUUUGUUUUUGCAAGGAGCAGAAUCAUGGAUUACAUUUGCUCCCUAUGAAGAAGGGAUUAUUUGUUGAGGGCAGGGACGACAAGUUUGCUUUAAACAAGAGAUUUCCUUACAAAUCAUGGACUCUCUGGGGAGUGUUCUGUUUUCUCGAACAUUAAUCGCGUUAGAUUAAUCCUUUGUUUUUGUUUUAUUCGGUGCAAAAAUUCUUCUCAAAACUUCAAGAAUUUUCUUGGGCGUGUUAAUUUCGGGGAAAUUUCUUCGUAAACGGACCCGUGUUUAAUCAUAAGGGCAAAGAACUGCCCAAAAUACUUUCAAAUAAGGUCGAAAUCAGAAUGUUUACACAAUAAGUUCAGUAUCCUUCGAAGUUCAGAAACUCUCUGUGUCCUCUACUUCACCAAUUCCAGAAAGCUAUUUAUCUGCUCUGUUGACUUCUUUGUUUGCCGUUCAAUAAUCUUACAAAGCGACCACUCAAAACAAAAGAUUUGAUUAUCUUUAUUUGAUGUUUUUUCUUCAAUAGAUAUGUAUGAAUAAUUUAUGAUAAGUUAUGCAUUUCUAUUGUUAUCCCAUCAUGCAUGAAGCGCUGUAUCUUAUCUCAGGGCAACAUGUUUUGCAUGAUGGCCGCGGUUGAAUGAAAUAUGAAUGAAUGAAGCUCAAAAAGUCAAAAUCUGAACACUUAAGCUAGCCAAAAUGCUUCGGGUUGCCGUAAGCAGUGCUGUUAAUUUGCCCAAUGUAGAGACCAUUGGAAAGAGCGACCCUUAUGUCGUUCUUACUUUCCAAGGUUUGUACUUACCGUAUUUUUGAGUUGUGUAUUAACAGUCAGUGUUAUUUUAACAUUUUGCUUGAGGUGGGGCGAUUCGCUUUUGUAACUUGUUUUAAAUUCGGCAUUGACGCAUUUUAACAAGAAGUUAAGCCAAUUCUUUGGUUAAUUUUCAGGGGUAAAGAAAAAGACAGAAGUGAUUAAAGAUGAGCUGAACCCAGUGUGGAACGAGGUAGCACUGGUUACUUUUUGACGACCUAAGGACGGGAGAACCGCUAAUGUGUUAUUAAUGGCCGCACGAAUUUUUACUGUGGAUAAAAUAAAUUUAGAGCGUAAUUUUCAUUUUAAAUUUUUAAUAUUUUGUUUCUAUUGUGUUUAACAGAAAUUUGAAUGGGAUUUAGGCACUCAACCACUUUCUGUAGAGGAAAAUUUGAUCGUUCAUGUCAAGGAUUGGGAACGCAUCGGAAGAAAUCGGUUAGUGUUUAUUAUUAAUAUUAUCCUAGCGUUAUUUCCUGGUGAUAUUUUCUUACAGAGUUUUCUUUUCUUUGUAAGAAAUUUUAUAACUCUAUUUUAUCGCGUUGAAUCACAUAUUUUAGUUUUCUAACCUGAUAUUUUUCUGCCUUUGCGGUUAACCUGAGCUUUUGUAGUCAAUUUUUAUCAAGCCUAUCUUUUAAAGUAAUGACGGGAAGUUUACCAACUUCUUUAUUUCUACAGCAUAUAUUACUUAUUCCCACUCAACCAUUUUGGAGAUCAAGACUUUGUAUUAACUGGUUAAAAUUGAGGCGAUUUUUAAUAUCAGAGGAAGUUCCGAGAACAAACGGAGUCUGAUACUCAGAAUUUUCACGAGUUCAAAUAAAUAUAUGUUAAAAUCGUUUUUCACGAUUUUGAAGUUUCGCCUAUUUAUCACUUGGAUCUCAUUGUUUUUCUUUUAUUUUGCCGAAAUAAUCGCUUCAAGGCUAUCUCUACCACAAGAAAUCUAGAAAUCGACGAAGCAGUCUAUCACUGUUUCUAUUUAUAGAAGAUCGUUUCGUGGAAAAACCCGCGGUUUGGAGGGAGUAUUGCGUGAACUUUAAGUCGAUCGAACUAUCAUUUUCGUUGGAUCAGUGCCAAGGCUGACAUAGACUUUGUAAUGAGUCUUCAGGAGUUUUAUUGAUGGCAUGCUGUUCGGUAGUCUUUGGUUUAAAAACAGCGAAGCGUUAGUCGCAAUUUCUAUCUGCGAUUAUUCGCCGCGAUCGAGACAAGGCGUAAAUUGAAUCAAUAAUAUCGAAUACAUUUAUAAGUUUCGUGUCGAACAGAAGCCUUUCGAAGUUUUAAAAAAACGUCACGGGGAUUAAGGUAAUUUGGACACGAUGGACGGUAUUUCGCGUCAGUACAAAGAAAUUAAAUCUUUAUGAUUUAUUUUUCGAUGCACUGUAGACUUAAUCAGUAGCUUUAGUUUUUUGCCUUCUUUCUUUUUUAUCUCCCAGGUGAUUGGCGUUUUCGCUUUCCGUCAUAUGUAGAGACAAAUUAGCAUAUUUUAAAGUUUUGUUUAUUCUCGGCAAUCAAUGUUUUUUCUGUUGUGUAUAAUUUAAAAAAAAUAUGGCAGCAGCUGUGAUAUUUUGUAAUAACCUUCGGUAGAAAAACAUUUUCGACGCAAUAUUUUACGUUUUCAGUUAAUCUUGAUUGCUAUUUUUAAGAAUCACGUUACAGCGGUUCCCACGAUUAAACCGCCCUCAUAUUGACGAUAUUGUUCGGCUCAUAAUUUAUUCAAACCUACUUUUCACAAGUGAGAAUUUUUUUCGUAAGGUUAAUUACGCAGAAAGAGAACUUUGAUAAAAGUUUUCUAUGUAAUACGAGUGAUAAAUUCUAGCAGAAAAAAAAGGAAGGAGAAUUUUGGGAAUUCUUGCGUUUUAAGUCUGAAUGAAAUAAACCUGAAAUGUGAAUAGUCUGUUUGCAUAAACUAUGACGGAGAGCUGUCAGAAAUAAUUAUUGAGAUCAAACAUCUCUCAAUUUGUCAUUAAUGGCUAAACCUGACAGGGUGCUUGGAAAAACUUUGGAAUUAAUAUUUAAUCAGAUUUGUCAUUUAUAUUUGAUUUUUUUUCACUUUCGUAAGGAUAAGGGUCCUUUAGUAAGGUACAAAACCACCUAAAACUGUCUGGCAGCAAUUGCUAUUUAUACUAUUCUCACUGAGAUAAAUUUUUAGGGUGUGCUUUUUUUUCUUAUCUAAAAGAGCAUUAUUUGAUAUGACCAAUUGAUAUGAAUAACCUUUAUAGAAGGCAUGUGUUUUGGAUAAAAAUUCACUUCUGAAAUCUGAAUUAAGCAAUUUGUGAGUUCCUUGGACAUUAUAUACAUGUCCACUUCAAAUUUCAAAAUUAUUUAUGGUUGAAAUAGAAGAAUUUUCACCCAUGUGUUAUGAUAAAUAAAUACUCUAUUGUAAUAAGGUUAACCUCUAAGUAGCCCAUAAUUAAGGUUUCUCAAGGGUAUCAGGUGGCACCCACACUGGAAUGGCUUAAUAGUUAACCCUUUAACUCCCAGGAGUGACCAAGACAGAAUUUCCCCUAACAAAAUCUAUACAAUAUCAAGCAGACAAGUAAUGAGAACAAAGAAAAAUAUCAGUUAGGAGAUUGAGUUGAUCCAAUAUCAAAUUCUCCAAACUAACAUCACAAGAACAGUAUGGCAGACAGUUAGGGUUAAGCAAUUAUCAGGACUGUUGAUUAAGGGGGAAUAAUAGAAUAAUUAUGCAAGUCCUUGGCCUAUUCCAAACAUGUUGCUUCUACUAAGAUUAAUUUGAGCUGGUAGUAGCAUAAACACUGCAGUGGUUUUGAAAUGUCAAAUUAAUUAAUGGGAGUGUAUGUCACACCACACCACUGUCACAUAACCAUGUUAUGAAGUUUGGCCAAUAUCAAUUCCCUUUGCAAAAAUGAAUUUUCUAGAGCAUUGUUCUACUACUGAGCUGAAGUCAAAUUUAAUUCUUGAAUGUCGAUCAGCACAGCAAUAACAUGUAAGGUGUGGAACAGGACAAAGACAUCUUCCCUCUCAAUAUUCCCCUAAGUGUGCAAAAUGCUGACUAGUGGUUCCCUUGCUUUUAUUAACAAUCACAGAUGGUAAAGUAAACAACAAUGAAAUUUCCAAAUACUAAUGUGAAAUAACUCAUAAGGCAGAAUUAUGGGGCUAGGGAAUCCAUUCUGUAUAGAGCUCUGAGCCUAAUGGAAAUACUUUUUUUCAAGAACAAAGAAGGAGAUAUUUUAUUUGAUCUCAAAAGUUUAAUUCAAAGGGUUCUUAAAAAUUUAACUUGACUGUGUACUUGUAUAUUGAAGGGAAAGGGGUAGUUCUUGGGUGUGACUAGCUUCCUCUAAAUCUGGUUAAGUUUCCAGUUUGAUUUCAAGGUUGAGGUAAUUUUUAUCGGUCAUGACCUCUCUUUAAACAACUUAUUUUAUGUAAGGCUUCUUGGCACGGCCACCGUCCCCCUGAAAGACCUUGUCAAGGACAGUAGCCAUACCAUGCAGGCUGAUGUCAAUCUGCUAGAUGGUAGUAACAGGAUGACACAGGUGAGUGUUUGUUUUGCAUUAUAAGCACUUUGUUAAGAACUUGUAAUGAGGUCUUGGGAAGGGGGAGGGGGGUGAUAUCUCAAGAGGCAAGAGAUUGGGACUGGAAAGGGAAGAGAAAAGUUCAGUCAGAUAUAUCAGCAAUAAAAAUAAUUGUUUCAAAUCUUAAUCAUUAUUACCAAUCAAUAUAGACUUGUUCAGCAGGAUAAACAAAUAAUUAUUUUAUGGGAGGUGACUGAUUUUAUACUCACUUGUAUCAUUUCUUUGAUUCUUUUGGCAUUUUUUUCAAGAGAUGGUAAAUCAAAAAAUAUAUGUACUAUUGUACUAUCUCUGUACAUUUUCUUGGAAGAUCUAUAUCUGGAAAGUCAAGGCUGUCAGCAGUUGCAAUCAGUUGAUAUUAAUUAUCAGUCAUUUACUUAAUGCAAUUUCCCCUCUCUUUGGUGAGGUUUUUAAAACAUUUUUUGAUCACUGAAAUAAGCUCUCCUCUUCCUCCCUCAUCUAUUGUGCACAGCUCAAUCCUAAAACUUGCUCCUCUACCUUUAUUCUCAAGUAGUAAUCUCCAAGUGUAAUCGCUUUUGCAUCAUGGUGACUGUAUUCUUGAGACAUGUUGUACAGAAAAUUUGAUUAAUAAACAGAUGUAGUUUACCAAUUUUAUGGGUGGAAUUAAUUUUUUGUCUUUCUUAUUUAUGCAGGCAAAGUUGGCUCUGCGUUUGGAGUAUAUUCCUCCCAAACCAGCCAAGGGGGUUGAUGGAGACAUUAUACCAACAGACGAAACAGAUCUGGGUACAGAGCAAGGUGAUGAAUUUGGAUUGGAAGAAGAAGGCAUGGAUGAUGUGGAAGGAGGAGGUGCCGAGGGUGUGAAUGAUGCAGUCAGGUAAUUAUAAACUCAACCCUUUAACUCCCAUGAGUGACCAAGACAGAAUUUCUCCUUACAAUAUCCAUACAAUAUCAAGCAGACAAGUGAUGAGAAUAAAGAAAAAUAUUAAUUAGGGGAUUGUAAGUUGAUACAAUGCCAAAUUCUCUAAACUAAUAUCAUAAGAACUGUAUGGCAGACAGUAAGGUGAAUUUUGUAGUUUUAAGUCAGGCUUGUAACUCGUGACAGUAUGCUUUACUGAAAGCUUGGAGAUAGAAUUUUUAAGAGGCAAGGCAGUUGUUACAGACAUAAACUGAACCUGCAUAGCACAAUCCUUGGCUCCCUAAGUCUUCACAGCAAUUUAUUAUCAGCAUGUAAUUUGUGAAUUUCAACACAAUCUCAGCACAACAGUCAUACUAAAGAGAAUCUAAAUAGGAGAGAAACAGCUGCAGACUUUCUUUAUUGUGAAAGCAUUCAAUUCAGGAAAUUUGAUGGAAGGACUUGUUUAGCUAUAUGAUGUAGGUGACUGAACAUGUCACUUGUAGCUUCUACCUUUUUUCACGCUUGCAUCUUAUUUCAGUAUUAAUUGUUAUUUAUGAACAAUUAUUUAUAGUGCUUCCUUACAUUUCACAGGAAAAAGCGUAGAAGGAGAAGAACUGCCAGGCACAAGUUGUCCAACAAACCUCAAGACUUUCAGGUAAGAAUUAUCUCAUUUCAGGUUUCCACCAAAUGGUUACAUUAGUCAGUGGUAAUGUUUUAUCAGUAGUGGUCCAAUGUACCAGAAUAAUCGCUAAUCUAAUCUAAUCGCUCUGACGAAGGGCUAACGCUCGAAACGUCAGCUUUUUUAUCCUUUACGGUGGCUAAUUUACGUUUUCAACCCAGUUUUUAACACUAAAUUACCUACCAGAAAAUUAGGUUGGACUCUGUAAUAAAGAAUUGAGUACUGAUUAACAUUCAAAAUAAUUUGAUGUAUAAGAAAUUGUUGAAGCUAUAGGAAACAUAUCUAUUUCUUGAGGAAUGUUUCUCAAGGAUAUACUCUAGACAAAUAAAAUAAGAGAACAUGUACACUGUUUUAGGUUAAAAAUUCAAAUUAAAUUAGGGCAUUGAUUUUUCCAUGUACAUUGGGCAUGUAAGUACAAAUGCCAUCAGAACCAUUCUAGUUUAAUAUUCAGUCUGGAUUGUUUACUGAGAUGUUCUGCUGAUAGAGGAGUGUAUUUGAUGGCAGUUGUAUCAGGAGGAAAAGUAAGAUUUAACACAUAUGUCAAACUGUUUCAGGUUCGUGUACGAAUCAUGGAGGGUCGCCAGCUGUCUGGCUCCAACAUAAGUCCUGUUGUCAGAGUUCUAGUUGCGAACCAUACUCGCCAGACAAAAGUCAAACAUUCAACAAACAAGCCCUUCUAUGAUGAGGUGAGCUUUACUACUUUUCUCAGAUUCAUUUAUCUCUAGUAUUACACGCUGUAUUUAGAAUAAGCUGACAUAUAGGUACUUGGUGUUUCAAGUUUUUGUUUCAUAAUGUUGUCAAUAAAACUUGGAACAUGAAUGUUUACAGCUUCCUUUUACACUUUGUAUCCUAAUGUAAGGAACAAGAAUUGAAUGAUCAAUUUUGACUUUUCAUAAUACAAAACCUCCUUGUGCUUCACAAUUGUAUUUAAUUUAAAUUAAGUCAGUUUAUUCUCUUAUGUUUUCUCUCAGACAUUUUUCUUCAAUUUUCAAAUGUCACCAUUGGAAUUAUUUGAUGAAAUAAUCAGCUUUGAGGUGAGCAAUUUACAAAAGGUUGGAAAAUAAGAUAUAGCGGCAGAGCUGUCAUAUCCAAGUAUCAAUGAUUGAAGAAUAAUUAAAAUGUGAGACAGCCUUUUUUGAUGUCAAUUUUUUCAUGUAAUUGUAACUUCAACAGGUUUUUAAUUCAAGAAAACUGAGAGCCAAUGCCAUGAUUGGUUACUUUAAGGUAGGCUGAGUUUUCACUUCUAGAUCAAUAAAGAACAGUAUGAUGCACCUACUAUGUACAUGUACAGUUGAUCAUGUCUUCUGAUCAUCUUGAAUAUAGUACUCCAAAAGACUGAUAUCGGUGACUGUAAAAUAUGCGGAUUAACUGCUGUAUUUUUGAAAAUGAGACUCCCAUAAUUCUUGCACAGUUGUGUUCCACAUGAGGGUUCCGAAUUUUAAAAACUAGAUUGGUUCAAUACAGAAACUUAAUUUUAAUUAUUAUUAGCUGCAUGGCAGUUAAAUGUGAAUAAGUGUUAUUCUGAGUUUAAACAGUUUUUUCCAAGGAAAAUUUGCACUUUUUCAUAUGAUUGAAAUUAGGCAGUAGGAAAGGAGAGAAAUGAAUUAGAAUUUAAUUUCCAAUUUUAAGAAGGUAAUGAAAAAAUAUUUGUAAACCAUGAAUGCACUAAAUUUUCUUUCUCUUCUUUAGAGUGACAUUGGUUUUUUCUACGAUGAGCCGUGUAAGUACCUAUCUUGAUAAAAAUAAUUUUAUCAUUGUGAUAAUUACAAUUAUUCUUAUCAUACAAGUGUUGAUUAAAUACGAAAUAGUAUAUCUGAUAAUGAAAUGUCUUAAAAUCAAAACCAUAGCCAAUCAGAAAAAAUUAGAUAUGAAAUGGUAAAUAGCUAAUGAGGUGCAUAGUGCCAAGGUGGCGCAAAUGGUAUAAUUGUUUAAAAAAAUUUCAUGUAAUCCUGGAUGUCUAUGGAUAUCACACAGAGGCUUUCAGAGUAAAAACUAACAAACCACCUAAAUUGUUGGUGACCAAGUCCCAAUUGGUUUUAGUUUUCAUCUGAGCAAAAGGGGAUGUGAGAUUUCAAAGGUCAAUUGAAGUUGCAAAGUUGAAAAUUGCUCAUCGGUAAAGUUUUUAACAUUGUUGGAAAUGCACCCCCCUAUUUUCAUAAUUAGGGAAUCCCUCUUUUUAACUUACUUAACAGACAGGGGAAGUGUGGUUUGUAAUAAAAUUGCUUUUGUCAUUAAUUCUUCACUAUUCUUGUUUCCACAGCCCAUGCUGUUGUACGGAAAUGGGUUCUACUCACUGAUCCUGAUGACAAGAUGGCUGGGGUUAAGGUAAGAAAAGAAAGCUGUGGACACAUGUAAAAGGCUAUUUUGAAUACAAAGCAAACUUUUACUCUUCAGCUUCUUAGGAAAUUGUUUUUGUUUCAGUAAGCAGGUAAAUUUUUCUUACAUCUAUUUUUAAUUAUUGUUAUCUAUAGGAGUAGAUAAAGGUACAGUGUAGAUAAACAAGUGUAACAAGUAUUGGAAGUCUGACAUUUUGAGUGUUAGAUAUAGAUUGGAGGAAAGGAAUUAAUCAUCUUAAGGUUUGGUACACAAGGACUGAGUUGCAGUGACUGUGCAUGACUUGCUGUACUCUUUAUAAUAUAGAUCAGAAUACAAACUCAUUCCAUGUCACAGGACCUGCCUGUAGUUCAUGGAAAUCAAAUGUAGGACUGUGUAAUGAAACAUGGAUUGAAAAAUUAUAAUAGUCAUGACACUGGUAGUGAUUAACAACAUAUGCUAAUGUAUUGGUAAAUACAUGCAGUAUGGAAUGUAUGAACAUCUAUUAAUCAAAUGAAAAUUGUCUCACUUGUUUAUACUUGUUUAUCUGUAUUCUACUGAGGAGAUUAGGAUGUUGUUAAAGGAAAACAGAAUUCAAGUAAUUUGACCUCUUACAAUACAUGGUAGUGCUUCAAAGUAAUUUGUUUGUAGGAAUUCUGCAGAAGUUUUUAAGGUGUGCUUAUAUCAGCAAAUAAUUUAAGAUAGCAAUACAGAUACGUAAAAGUGUAUAUCAAUUGAUAUUAAUGCAUAAUUACACAGUUAGAAAAAUACCAGUAAUUGAAGUGGGCAGGGUUGGAGAUUUUGCAUAUUGUUGGCUUCUGCUUUGAGAAACUAAAAAAGAUUUGAGUUCUUUAUCUUAUUAUUAUUUUUUUUCAACAUCUAAUAUUUAGAUAUAUCUUGAUUGCAUGCAUUAUAUAAUAUACAUCAUUCACUGAAUGAAACAUGUACAAAUAAGUAUGGUUUCUAAAAUUGUUGUGUACUAGUGUUGAUUUAUAUGUCAAUGUAUUAAAGGCAAGGGUACUCAUAAUAAUGAUUCUCACGAGGCUUAAGGGGAAUUUUUGACUUUCCAGAUUGUGAGUUAUUUAGUGUGCAAAGUAUCAAGCUUACUCACUUUAAGGAUGUAAUGAUCAUCAAGUGGGACAAACUGCCACGCAGAUUCAAUUCUUCAAUCAAACAAUGUGGCAAAUAAUCAAGAUGAUGAAUACUUUUUAGAAUUUACUGAAAAGAAACGACAUGCACCAUUUAUCAGAAGUGCUUACAAGUGCAAAUGAACAGAGUAUGCUGUAGGAAAAUGGUGUAUUUUAUAACUGGUCUACAGCUUUCAUAUGUUAAAUAUUGCUUUCCAUGUAUCAGGUGUUUUACUGUAAGGUGGUAUCAGUGAGUUUUAAUGCUUGCACUUAUUAUGUAAGUGACUACUUAAAAUGUCAGGAUGAAGAUGAGGAUGAUGAGCAGCCUGACACAGGAAAAUCACGUGGGGCUUCUGGACGGAGAAGUGGUGGAAUUCCAGCAGUAAAUAUCCUGCUAUUUGUGUUUAUGACAGCAUGAUACAGCACAAUUUCCUUUUUACCUUCUUUUCAAUUUAUUUUUUUCAUUAAGUCGUCUGCGACAAACUAUGUGAAUAAGAUGUUUUUAAUGAUCUUGUUUACAAAUUUUUGAAACUUAAAUUAUUAUUGUGGGGACUUUUUUAAUUAAAAUAAAAAAGUGAUAAAACAUAUUUUGUACUUGAGACAAAAAUGAAGGCUAAAAUGUUAUUCUGAAGGUAACUAGUGUCAAUUUUAAACUAGAAGGCUUAUUGACCUUUAGAAAUUGAAAUUAAUUUUAACUGUGGAAUUGAAAUAAUAGGCAUCCAUUAUAUUGAGGAAUUCUUUGUGCUUCAGACAUUUUAAAAUUUGUGUGCCAUGAUUUUCAUCAAAUUUACCAAAGGAAGGUAAAAAUAUUUUCAUUGAUAUACACAAAGGUUUCAAAGGAGGAGAAGUUUUUUUGGAAAGUGCAGUUAAAAUACUACAUGAAAUAGUUAAAUGAAAUAGGGUGAAUGUUCUACUCAAUGUUAAUUGUUAUGGAAAUCCAAAGUAAGAUAAAUUUUUGAUCUGAAAAAUUGCGGUGAAUAUAAAUAUCAAUUACAUGUAUGGAAUGCCCUAAAAAUUAAAAGCGAGAGUAUAUUGUCUAAAUAAAAUACAUUUGAUCAUUUUAAUGUGCAUCUUAUCAUUACUAAUAGCUGUUACAACAAUUUUUGUGAAAGUUUUGUGGGUAAGUGAUCAUUGAUAGAAAAUAAGAAAUAAUAUAAUGAUAAUGAUAAAUGGAUUGGUUUAAACUUGCAAUUAUUCAACCAAAUAUUAAUUGAUGAACUCACUGGCACACCUGGCUAGAUAGACAUUUUGAUGUAGACUGUAAUGAUUAAUUUAACCUUUGUAAAUGAUUUAAUUGAGCAUUGAUUUAGACCUGGUUUCCUAAAUAGGAGAUGAUAUUAUUAGUUUGGAACUUCCUCAAAAAGAAUUGUGAAUUAUUUUAGGUGAAUGUUAAAAUUUUCAGUUGUGUUUAUUGACACUCACAGUUAAAAUGAGAUGUAAUGGUUAAUGUUCAUGUUAACAUUUAUUUCUUGUGUUCAGAAUGUAAAGAGAGAUUAAGAAGAUUUUCAAUUUGAAGUAGUUUGUAAUUGUGACCUUUCUGAACUGAAUUUACUCAUAACAAUUAUACUUUUUUGUUAAAAGACAUGUUUCAUCAUAAUUGCAUUUUUUAAAAAUUCUAUAUUAAUGAUUCAUCAUUAGUUUCAUAUAAUUGUAUUUGAGUUUAACUAAAUUUAUUGAUUAUAUGUACUGAAGGUAUUAAUUUCAAUACAGUAAUGAUAGUUAAGUACUGGUUGAUUUAUGAUUGUUAUAAUAAAAAGCAGAGGUAUUAAACUUGAAUAUAAUUUUGUUAGAAUUUAAUACCAAAAUUAUAACAUGCACAUACCUAAAGGGAAAUUAUUACGAUGCAUUCUUCUGUUAUUUGUUGAUUUUGUUCCAUAAAGAAACUUAUGUAUUGCCUUAAUUUUGAUUUGUCAGAAACCUAUUGUUUACUGCGCCUUUAAACCCAAAGAAAAUUGAAACAUUUAAAGUUUUCUUUAUAAUAAAAAGUAAUAGACUGCUGCACUUUGUGUCAGAUUACUAGUGUUACAACCCACUUAGGAUGUUGGGAGAACUUGAGAAAAGGGUGGGUUAUCGUGGUGGCAAACUGAUGGAAGUUGCAGCAUUUUUCUUUCGUAAACUGGUAUUUCUAAUGUAUAGUUUUUAUAGGUUAAAUGCUAGGAAUUUUCAUAAACAGAAUAAUGAUUCAAAUAGGUUUAAAAUAGUUUAAAGUGUGGUUUGUUGAGGUGAAAUACAUGAUGUUAAAUUUCUAUAACACUAAAUAUUAAAUCCCUUUAGUAGUUGAUAAUUAUGUUACCAUCUCAUCUUUUACUCUCUUUAAGGCUUGCUCAUUUAAUGCCCCCUAUCUUUUCUCUUUGCUUUGUUUAUUCUUUGAUCAUCACUGUUUAAUUCCUAUCAAUUCUUUUCAUUCAUUCCCACCAGGGUUAUCUCAAAGUAACUGUCAUGGUUUUGGGGCCUGGUGAUGAAGCUCCGGUAAGCACUAUUUUAUACUUAAUUCCUCAAAUGCAAUUGUAUGGUACAGAGUAAAUAGACACUAUAUCACUACCAAGAAAUCAUUAGUAGAUCUCAUUGGUGAUUUUCCUUACUAUCUGUCCUACAAUUCUUCUAAUGUAAGUUUGGAGAAUAUGGCUUUGGAUCAACUAAUAAUCUUCUCAUAAUAUUUUUGUUACUUGCAUAACUUGUUUACUUGAUAUUCUGAUGAUAGUGUAAGAAAUAGAAAUUGCAUCUUGGUCACUCUUGAAAGUUAAUGGGUUAAACAAAAAGUUGUAUUUUUUCUUUCUUGCAGUCUUCCUCAAAAGGUGCAACAGAGAAUGACACAGAUGAUAUUGAAUCGUGAGUAGUUGUAGUGCUGUUAAUUAAGUUAUUAUUAUUUGUGGAAAAUUUGUGUUUUGCAAUCCAUUUUUUAUGCAGAAUAUAAACCACGUUUUGUUUGUCUUACCUAGGAACUCUUACCCUAAGAAUUCCAAGACUGAAACUGUGCUAAAUUACUGCAAAAUAAAUUGUGAAUGCAUGUCUCCUUUAGGAACUUGUUGCAGCCCUCUGGUGUGAUGUUACGACCAGCUGUCUUCUCCCUGAAAGUAUACAGAGCUGAAGAUAUUCCUCAAAGUAAGUACUGCUUCAUGAAUAUUGUUAAUGAUUUGUUGCUGGACUAUAUAUAUUGUCACAAGAUAGAGAAAUAUAAUUAAAUAUUUGUUUACUUUUUUGUCAUCAAUCUAAUGCAAGGAACCCUGAACAAGUGCCAGCAUUUCAUUGUUAGUUUGAGAUAAAUGUGAUUGUCUUUAUUGCACUUGCAUUUAUAUGAAAUCUGGUAAAUGAUAAAAGGUGGUAAAUUUUCUGACUGAUUUUCCAUCAAUUAAUCAUAUUUUUACUGUUGAUGUGAAAUCUUCCUCUUGUGCUAUCAAUUUUACUGCAGGGCUCAUUUUAUAUCCUAGCCAUUUAUAUUUUGGUGACAUUUUGAGGCAGCUUAGAACCAAGAAUUUGCAGGGGUUUUACCCAUGUCACAUUAGAUAUUCCAGGAAGGUUUUGACAGGGUCGUAGGCUUGCGCUUUAGCUCAAUUUGCUUUGUUGGGCCUUAGCUUAGUUGUCAUUGGUGAUCUCCUUGCAGCUUAGAAGUACGCUGUUUGCCUUUGUUGCAACCUUUGCAGCAUCGUCCUUUUGAUAUUUUUGACCAAGUGUUUUGAUUUAAAGAUUGGAUGGCUACUUGCAAAAACUAAAGCCACAUCAAUGCAAUUAUGAUGAAACAUGUCUUUUAACAAAAAAGUAUAAAGCCUUCAGAACUCUACAACAAGCUUCUGAGUUGUCAUUGGAAUAAAAUUGUUAUGUUAUCUUUUUCAGUGGAUUCUGGAUUCUUUGAAGGUGUAAAGAGAGUUCUUCAUGUUGGCGAGGUAAAAUGUAGAUUCUUUGAUUCUAAUAUAUAUCACCAUUGAAUAGUUAUGACAAAAAGCUCUUGGAGGGGUAGGAUCUUAUAAACUGCUACAAAGGAUAUGGAGAGCAAAAGAUGUCAAAAUAAAGUCACUAAACUUGUGCAAAUGAGGUAAAAAGUAAGUCUGUGCAUGGUUCACAAGGUGCUGAACCUUAUCUGGAUUUUCUGGGUAAGUCCAGUAUGGGUCGCCUCCCAGUAUUAGUUAGGUUUCAUUGACAGUGAGACAGCAUGCAGGUUCCACUUCUUAAUUAAGAAAAUUCACUGUGAGAGUUACGUUUCUUGCACAAGAACACAACACAAUGACCUGGCUAGGUUAAAGAUGGGAUCCCUGAACCAACAGUCCAGCUUGCUAACUGUCAGGCCACUGUAUCUCCUACUCGUACUUAUGGGAAAAGGGUUUAAUCACAUGAAUACAGGGGUGCAAAAUUUUUCAAGUCGUGGAAGUGCGAGUAGUGCUCAAGGGAUUUAGUAGCUACAUCUAGUUUGGCUGACAAACUGAACUUGGCCAAUGCUCUAUCAGGGUAUCAAGUAUAAUAAAUAUUAGCCUAUCUCCGCUAUCCCCGUGUAGAUGCUUAAGUGUUUGAUAUGUUAACCCAUUGGUCCAUCUGUCUGUUCUUCUCGGCUGAAGGUCAACACUUUCUUAUGCCCUUUGCUAUCAAUUAACACUACAUUUCUUCAGUUGUAACUCUAAUAAAGUAUUAAAUCAGUUGCACAUUGUUGUUUGUUUUUGCCUUAUUCAGGAACAGAAAGAAUUGGUUGAUCCCUACCUUGUCUUCAAUUUUGCUGGAAGGAAGGUGAACUUUUUCACAUUUGUUGUUGAAUAUCAGGAUGGACCAAUAUAUUCUUAAGCUCUUCUUAAUUAACUUGUUAUGGUAGAACAAUUUACAAUUUAGCAGUUGAAAUAUUUUGCCCCUUACCUCUCCCUUUAGUUCUUGUUCAGUCCUGGCUUGAACAUGAAGUAAUGUCAGUAUGAUUUAUUAAUGCCAAUUUUUUUCUGAACAGUCAAAGACUAGAGUACAUUACAAUUCAGAUCAUCCAGAGUUCAACACAGAACUCAAUGUACAAUUCAAGGUGAGUUGUGUAAAACGUUAAAUAUUUUAUUAUUUACUUUUAUGCAUGCAGUUUUAUUUCAUUCCCAUGAUGAUUUUGGUAUAUUGACCAUGUUGAUUUAUUGCUUUUUUAUCGCAGUUCCCCUCAAUGUGUGAGAGGCUAAAACUUCAGAUAUUUGAUUGGUAAGGCUCCACAAAGACUCAGUGCGAUAAAUCAUCUUUCCCUCCCAAUUGAAAUUUAAAUGGUCCAAAUUUAUGCCUUGAGAACGUUUGAUUCCGAAUUUUCACUUUAUGAAACUUCUCUUGUUAAAUCUUAAUUUUACAUAAUUUCAACUGUAAUUUUAAAUUAAAAUAUAUGUUCCAUGCAGGGAUCGAUUGACAGCAGAUGAUUGUAUUGGAACAGGUUAUUUGCCAAUUUCCGCUAUUUCUGGACAAGGCGAUGAUGGUAUAGUUACUGAUUUCCUUUUUUUUUUUUUACAUUUUGUGAUAAUGAGUACAACUUUGUUCUUGUCAGGAAUGCUGUCCCUUGAAAUUCAAUUAGAACUUCCUAAGUGUUUUUGGAGUUGAAAAAAUAAAUUACCAGCUGGUGUUUGAAUCUCAGCGGGAAACGUGAUUUUUCUUCAGAAAACUGCAUGUCACACAAGGCUUCGUCACUUUUUAAUGAUUCUUUCUUAUUGAGAAACAGUGACUCACAAAAGUAGAAAGAGGUAAAGAACUGAUAAAACUCCCUGGCUGGAAUCAACCUGAUGCAGUUGUGUCAGAUUAUGAAAGCAAAAAAAUCAAGUUUCAUUUAGCCAGGACCAACCGUUGAACCCUUUUGGAUAAAAGCCGUGUUUAGGAUACUGCUAUGUUUGUAUGUGCGUGUGACUUGAAUUGUUACUUCUGUUGAGGAGUACUCAAACCUUGGUACAAUUCUGUACUGCUGCAGGUUUUCUCCCUUUGUUUGGUCCUUGUUACAUUAAUUUCUAUGGCUCGACAAGGGAGUACUCCGACUUGCCUGAUGAAUACGAUGACUUGAAUCUUGGAAUUGUAAGUGUUUAAUACAUGUAUAAUUCAGACCUGAAAAAAAGUUUGGUUUUGCCCACCAUCUCUGGUUGGUGUACGUCUCAUGUAAUGAUCAAAGUAGUGGAAUAUACCAUUAAGAUAAUUUUUGAAUUAAAAAUCUGUGCGAAAAUCCCACAACUGAGUGAAAUGUAUAAUAGUGUGGCUCGGCGUGUCCUUGUUGACUCUUUGUACUCUUUCAUAGGAUAAAAGCAUCCUUGCGCCAAUGUUUUUUUUUUCUAAAGUUAUUCCUCUUGUCCCACCAAAGGAAAUUUGAAACUUUCGAUGUUUCACUUACAACACGAUAUCUUUCAGAACUAAGCAAAUUAUAAGAAGAUUGACUUUUUAGUCGUGUUUUUUGGCAUAUCUCUAUUUACAUGUUCGUUUUUUUAUUAUUAUCCUAUUUCAGGGUGAAGGAGUUGCUUACAGAGGAAGGGUGUUAGUGGAACUGGAAACCAAACUGGGACCGUCAUCAAAGGAGGUUGCCGAAGACCUGCAAAGUCAUGAGAUCAUCCGAGUACAGGUACUUCAGAAAUUAAACCUUUGGAGAAGUAAUUUUUCGUUUUCUUAUGAUUUCUUACAAAGUGUUUCGAUGACCGCCAAUGAGAAAUUGCCCUCUCAUACUUCACUCUUGCCAAUACAGUAGAACUCCGCCAACUAAAACUCUGUUAACUCACCGCUAACUUAUACUAAAUCAGAUUUCCGGUAGAGGGUAUUACAAGAUGAUUUGGUUUAAUCAACUGAGUUGAUAUUGUAAACUUGCCACCGUAAAGAUUUCCUAACGCUGACGUUUCGCCUUGACGAAGGGCUAACACUCGAAAAGCCAGCUUUGAAAUUCUCUCGGUGGCCAAUUUACAUCAUCAACUCAGUUGAUCAUUAAAACCAAAUUUUCUUGUAACUCAAACACCCCUUAACUCGAGUUUUAUGCUAGCUUUUGAACACUAGGAAAGACAUAUCACAGCGUUUGUCGUUUUUUUGCUUUUGAUCCUUUAACCCCCUAGAGUGACUAGCAUCUAAUUUCACCUUAAAAAAUUACCCUUGAAUUUCAUAUUAAGGUCACGAGAUUAAAGGAAAUGAUCACCAACUAAGGAAGCUCUUGAAUGUUAAACAAGUUCCCCAAGUCAGCAUCUUAGGAAAUGUAGAAAGAACAGUAUAGAGAAUAUGCACACUGAUGUUGGGUUGUAAAGGGGUAAAUAUUGUUUAUUUAUUUAUUUUGUUGUGCUCUUCAGCCGUACUUACGCAGGCGUAAGUUUAAGUUGUUUGCCUGCUUCCUGGAGGCAACGAUGAUAGCAUCCACAGACGGACCAUUGGAGUUUGAAGUUAGCAUAGGUGGGUCGAGAAAUCUUUUUUAGACGAAGGAUGCAGUCAAACUCUCCAUUCUUCUUUUAGGCUUCACAUUAGAAGUAGUUUUGUGGUAUUCACACCACUUUGCAAUUUUUAAAUUGAGUUUCAUUGGGUCGGUGGUUUGCUUUACCUCUCUUUAGAGUGCUAUUCGAUUGAGAACCGUAAAACCAAAGUAUCACAACGACCAAUCACGAGGAAGGAAAAUACCUUUAAGAGCCAAUGAGAACUCAAAGUUAAACCAACCGAACUGUCUAAAGCGCGGGAAAACGCGGGCGGCCAAGUCAUGAUUGGUUUUAAUUUUGCAUCUGGUUGGUGGGGAGAGUGGUGCGAGUCUUCCGGACUAAACAUUUUGCGCCGUUUCUCGACCAAUCAGUUUCAAGACCAAAACCAAUGGCGACUAGGUCCCUCUCGUUUUCCCGCGCUUCAGGCAGUUUUCUUGUGAGUUCUUAUUGGCUCUUUGUGAUGCUUUCCUUUGCUUUUAUUGGCUGUUGCGUUUACUUGGUGAGGCAAGACUCGAUCGAAAUGCGUGCUUUUAAAACGUGAUUACUGUUUUCUGUUAGGAAAUUAUGGCAACAAGCUUGAUCAGUCAGUUCCUCCAUCGUCUUCCACUACUCCACCCACCAAUGCUGUUUACGAUGGCUGCUACUACUAUUACCUUCCAUGGGGAGACACCAAACCUUGUGUGUGCGUGGAUAGUCACUGGGAAGAUAUUUCCUUCAGACUGGACAACUUGAAUAUCUUAACUAGAAUGUGUGAGCGAUUGGUGAGUCAAGGCCAUAAAUAUCAAUACAGAUAUCUACUAGGUGAUACGUUAUAGCUUUAUUGACCUUUGAAACCACAGGUGGACCAUGGGAUAAUUGAAAUUUUUAUAGAAAAUCCGAAAUAUUUGACGGCUACGAUUAAAAGUUUCGACGCAUCUUGGUCUGAAAAUGUCAGUGAAGUUAAAUGAAACGUUUAUGCAGUAACUAGAGGUUUUCUUUUUUGCCUCGGCGGGCCUUAAAAAACGGUUCCACUGAAAAACUCACGACCGUUGGCUCAUUGGAAAUAGGACAUUAGUUUGAUAUUGUGCUUUUAUUAAGGACUCGCCUCUCUUGCCUUUCCUCUCUUGUAAAUUUUAUCUGAGUAUCGGCAAACUUUCAAGGUAACUGGACGAACUGUGUAAAUGGUGUAACAUCGGAUGUGAUGUUGUACUUAUAGUAUUCAGCGCCUUAGGAAAUCAUCUGCCUAAGCGGUGUGAACCUGUUGUGAAUCUUUCCCUUAUAUGGUGGAAUGGCCCAAAAGACCCAAUAAUGGUUUGACGUUUGUUUUUGUCGUUGUAACAGGAAACGAACAUGGAGAAAGUUCAGCUUAGUCUGGAAGCAAAUGCGCCAACAGCCGAAACAGCCUCACUUUUGAUAGCUUUGUUAGAUCAGCUGAUCAAUGAUUGCAGGUACACAGGGCAUUCCAUUUUAAGUACAGCUGCGUACAGAUCUGAACGAUCUGUGGUCAUGAAUAAGAAACUUUAACCGUCCAAUUUGAAAGAAGUUACCAAACACUGAGACACUACAUAAUAUAUUUAACUAUUUAAGAGAAGCGUCGGCGAAGCCUCGUCUCGUAACGUCAGCUUUAGAAACUCUUUACGGUGGCAAAUUUACAUCAUCAUUUUGAUCCCCUUUAUCUUAAGAAAGCACAUCAAAGUCAGCUCAUGAAAGUUUUAUCGCAAAAAAGAAUUUCUUAACGGCCAGGUCUGCUAACUGUGUAAUAUGCAGCGAAAUAUAGUGAUUUAUAGUGUGGAUGAUUUGGUUGAGGAAUGUAAUUCAAGUUCUCAAAGCUAAUUCUGAACAACUGUUGUCAGUUAACUGUAGAGAAAAACCAACUUUGGGACUUGAGUUUCGAGAGUGUAUUUACAAUUACGUGACGCGUGAAAGUAGGGGGGUUUUACUGGUCUCCCUAGUUUGUUUAAAUACUUUUUCAACUUGUAAACCCGUUUGAUUUUAUCUUGAUAUCCAGGCUGCACGGCCACUUCAGACACCUGUUCAAUUUUCUACUCCUUAGGAAAGUAAAAACAGGAAAUGAUAAUUUUUUUCUUGUCUGUAGGAGACCACUACCUAAGAUUGACAGUUCCACUCCUGGAGUCAACGAGUUAGACCUUAAGAUUCAAGACACAAGAAUUUUGGAGAAGGUUUGUUCAUGUCACUUUACUUAUGUCAAGUAGAGAAACAAGUGUAUGUGAAACCAAUAUAAACACCUACAAUGGGUGGCAAGAGUAUUUGGCAUGCCUCCCCUUAGUUGGUGGACAAUCCUCCACUCAACAUAGUAAACAGAGGUCUUGUAAUUCAUUUCUAAUAAGUCACUCAACGGUCCUAUCUUUCUCCGCAAACAAUGUUGCUGUAGGUUAGUGAUCAUUUGGUUAACACCAGGCAAAAUUGAAAUGGGGCAGAGGAGGAGAUAGAUGAAAGUUGUAGAAAAAAUUUAAAAAGUUGUAAAGCGUGCCAAGAUAUUUGCCACUCAUUGUAGGUAUACAUUGAAACUUUGGGCGUUGUGCAAAAUUCUGAAACCUCUUUGGCAGACAGGAGUGUGUCAUUGGCCAAACUUGCACGACUUUCAUGGGUUAAUUACUUCGCCCUUUCGGAAUAUUUUAUGAAUUUUAAACAGUUACGUUAACUUUUAUGCCAAAAUCUGUGUUAUCUUUCCUUUGGAAACUUGUCUCGCUCUCAACGCCUCGCUAUUUUGGACAAUUGGUAAUCAAACUUAAUGUUUGAUGUUUAAACAAAAUCGUUGCCAUCAGUGGCGGUGUUGUUGAUCAUGUCUGUUAUUCAGUGUCAUCUCUUUUUCUCCUGAGAGUGACUGAUCAAAUAUUAACGUCACAAGAAUAAUGGAAAUGAUCAAUAUCUGAAGGAUCUUUUGAUUGUUAAGCAAAUUCUCCUUGUCAGUACCAUAAGAUAUGUACAGAGAAAAGUAAGGAGAAUCUGUAUGCUGAUGUUAGAUGAUGCUCAACCUCUGGUUUGUUACAGCUGGCCAUCAUGGAGGAGGCAACCAAGCUACGUGAAAGUGCGACGGAUGUUGCUGAAGCCAUGGCAGAAAUUGAGGGUUACAUGCAGAGAUUGAAAGAUAUUUCUGUUGAGGUGUGUCCUCGUGAAUUGUAUGGUUUGAUUCACUAGGUUGCAUUUGGCAUAAGUUAUACAAUACUUGGUUGUUGACGCAUCUUUGUGGUUGUUUUUCCUUUAGCCCCAGAACAGCAUGCCGGAUGUGGUAAUAUGGCUAAUCAGUGGUACCAAGCGAAUUGCUUCGUUCCGUAUCCCAGCUUAUGAGGUGUUGUUCUCACCUCAGUUUGAUGCCUGUGGUCAGAACUGUGGCAAGGUCCUCAAUAUGUUCAUGAAGGUUAGAUAAUGUAUCCUCAUCAAUCCUUUAGAUGCUAAGUAGCGCAUAGGGAAUCAACUGGAUUCCUCUGUUUCCUGGUGUUCCGCAAGUCGCGUUGCCUGCUCCUAGCUGAGGUUUUCUUAAACUUUCUUAGAAGAGAAAAUAAUCCAGGAGUGCAUUGAUGAAGCUCAACUUCGCUCUGUUGUCGCUCCAAAAAACUUACGCUACUCUCUCAACCAAUCAGAUGCAAAACUGAAACAAAUCACGAUUUGGUCACCCGCGUUUUCCCGCACUUUAGGCAAUUGCCUUGCUUUGACUUUGAGUUCUCAUUGGCUCUAAAAGAUAUUUUCCUUCAGUUUAAGUUUUGGUUUAACGACACUCAACCGAAAAGCACUCUAUACAGACUAAUACAAACUUGUAAUUCAUUGAAGUUAAAAAGCAGUAACUUGUAUCAAUGAAGUCAAGGAUUGAGUCAAAUAUUUGAUCUCAUGGAGAUGAACUGUCUUUGUUUUAUGGUAAGAUUAAUUACUUCAUACGUCGUGCUGUAACUUUUUUCGAUACUUUCGCUGUUGUCUGAUUAGUACCCAGGAAAGAAACAAAUGAACCUUGAAGACUUUCCAGAAGUCCCUGCUCAUGUUCGAAUGAUAGUCUGGUUGGGGCUCGAGAAACAUCAGGAAGAUUGGACCAACAGAGAACAGACAGAGGGAGACUUCUGCGUCUAUGCAGAGACGGUAGGAGCCUUUCACUUUCACCAUGUCUUGACUUUUGUAUUACUUAGCAAUUGAGCUGAUCUACAUUUCUCUAAAAUGACGACUAAAACUAAAACUUUCCCUAAAGAAAAGAUACCUCUUAUUAACCGAGUUCGAGGUCUGGCCCCGGUUGUUCGAAAGCCGAUUAAAUUAUCCCUCGAUUAGAGGUUAAUCGACGAUUAAAUUUCUUAUCCCAAGGAUAGCUAAUCUAGGUUUAAAAUAACGUUCCUGAAAGCAGAUUUAUCCCUUGAUUAACUAUCCCACGAUUAAGCUGAGGUUAAACCAGUCAAACCGGUUAUUAAGAGCUACGCGGCUACGCGCGAAAAAAAAUUGGAGGGAAAAAAUGGCGGAAAGGGAGAGUGCACAUGGAAGUGGAAACCAAACGAAAGACAGAAAAAGAAAGCAUAAUUUUUCAGUUUAUGAGAUUGAAGUCAUCACCGAUAAUGUCAAAAAAAAUCUCGAUUUAAUCUAAUCCAAAUUAACGAAUGCUGUGACCAACAAAAAGAAACAAAUGCUAUGGGAAGAAAUAACCCAAGCGGUAAAUGCGGUCGGAACAGCCAAGCGAACAGUCACGGCGGUAAAAGACAAGUGGAAAAAUCUCCAUAGCAUCGCCAAGAAAGAAUUUGCAGAAUUCAAGAGGGAGACCAAGAUAACUGGAGGUGGUCGGCGUCCAAAGUCGCCGAGUGUUGCCAGCAAAGAGAUUAUUGAGGUGCUUGAGGACACGCCGGCGUUCAGCGGUUUGAUUGGCUUUGAGACAGGUUUGUAAACAAUUCUCUAUUGUUUCUAGGUUACCAAAAAUUUUAAAAUUGUAGACAGUCAACCGGCCAUGUUGUUUCGGCGGGGUUUUCAGCUUAUCAAUCGCUUUCCGUCUUUGAGCAUACGAAAUGUUCGGACACAAGGGAGGAAAAGAUAAGUUUGCAUGUUUUUUUUUUCCAAUAUCCGUAACUGUAUUAAUCAAGUUUUACCUUGUUUAGUUUAUUAUCCCGUCACAUUUCAUGAUUGUACUUCACUAAGCGAAGGCUGCUACGGAGAACUCCAAACCGGUUUGCUGCUUUUGCGUCAUUUUUAGGGUUGCAUUCGAUUAAACCCUGUUUAAGCUGAAUAUAGACGAACGCUCAUGAAGGACUGUCAGUAAUUUAGCAGACAUAUAUAUAAAUUUCAGCUUCACUUGAUUAAUUCACAUGUCGAAGAUUGCAUAGCUCCGUCAUUUUGGAAAGCGAUCUGAGGAGUGAGACAAAAACCUUUGAUUUCGAAGAAUGUCUUGGAUGCGGUUUAUAAUUUGGUUAAAAUUCGUUUUGCCAAAGACAAAGUGCUCCUAUUGUUUCUUUAUUUAUCUUGUACUAAGGAGUGUUCUUCAAAUAUUUACGAUCGGCUAUUUACAUGUAUAAAUAACUAAUUUUUAUUAUUUCGUUUUGACGCAACUUUGUUUAUGUUUGUGAUUGACGAAAUAAUUUGUUGUUGUACCUGUUAUCAUGUCCUAUUUUUUCGAUCACUAAACUGUGGUAUGGUUCUCGUUGUCGAUUCGCUCUGAUUCCCCUUUAUCUGUCUAAAAUAAGCUUAACUUUUAGUACAUGAUUUACAGAUUUUAUAAGCAUUUUCGUGAAUGAUUUCACUGAGUUAAGUCUACCAGUACACAAAUUCAUUUUAUGAAAUUGAAUAAUUUAUUUUUACAUGUUUAAGCCUCAGAUUCCUUGCGGAGAGAUGCUCCUUCUGUUAUUUCAUUUAUGUCAUGCAUAAAACUAAAUUCACACUUUUUGAGCCUGAGUGAAACCUUAAUUGUGCUUGAAAUAUUUUGUAGGAGAAGAUGCUCAUUUACCAGCAGAGUCUGCGAAGACUGUGUUUGAAGAAGACUGUCUGAGCCUUAAUGAAGACAUGCAUUCUUCACCAGCCAAGGCUGAUGAACAGAGGAAGCCUUCGAAAAGGAUAAGUAAUGGCGAUGUUUUAAAAAUGCAGUACGAAUGCCUGUGUACUCAGAAGGAAAUGUUGAAUCUUAAAAAACAAAAAUUGAAAAUGCAAAUUCAUCUUCUGGAGCAACAGGUCAAUGCAAACCAAACCUUCGCAACUGCAUUAAAUGCAAAUUUUGUAGUUCCCAACACCAAUUCAUUUUAAAGGAGGAAUAGUGUAAUAAGUCCUGUUAAAGAAAUAUUUUGGGCAAAUGUUGUUCUCGUAUAAUAUAUUAUAAAACAUACACAAUGUAUUUUGUUCUCAAAAUGUAUUUUGACAUAAUAAAACAGAUUCUUGAGUCAAACUUAUUUUAAUGUGUUUUUUCAACCAGAAACCCCUUAAAUGCAUAUAUGAAUUUUUUAUAUUUCAUGGGAAGUUAAAUUAAGAGCAAAACUGAUUGCAUAAGGCAUAAAUACAAAAAUUAAAAAUUGUCAGAAAAAGGUGUUGCAGAUGUGGUCUCGGAUGACCUUGCCAUCCUCUGGACCCCGGAAGCAAACAAGAUUAGGUUGAUCAUCAGCCUCAGCAUAGCCAUCCAAAGGUUCCUUUCUCAGAAUUGCAAUGUUAUGUAAAACUGCACAUGCUCCGAUAAUGAUGGACACUUUUUCUGGCUUCAUUCUGAUCUCAGAAUGAAGCAGAUGGAACCUUCGCUUCCACCAGCCAAAGGCUUGUUCUAUUGCCACUCUUGUUCUUUUGUGGGCACUGUUGAACUCUUGCUGCUUGUCAGUGACUGGAUUCAGGUAAGGGGUCAUCAGGUACGGCUUGCAAGGGUAACCACUGUCACCCAACAGUAAACCAUCUUCCAGGGACUGGUGUUGGAUAUUAAGUUGUUGGCCAAUUCUUGAAUCCCUAAAUGCCAAAAAAGAAAUUAACCAAGUACAAUCUGAGGAAAGAGACAAGUCACCAUCCUAAAAUAAACACUGAUAGGUUCAAAAACACGUUUGUUAAUCGCUUAAUUUUUAAACAUAAUCUAGUCUUAUAAUUUUUAUCUUGAUUUUCUCUGUAAUUUAUAUAUAUACCUUCUUUUAAUGUUGUAACAUAGGAUAUGUGAUUAUUUAUCUUAUGACUUAAUAAAGAUUCAAUGAAAUAAAGAUUCAAUGAAAUAAAUAUGAAGCUGUCAUGGGUGCUGCCUGGCCAUCGUGCUACAAUGUUGGUAAACAUGCCUAAAAUAAAACAGCAAAGAAGUUAUGUGACCAGUUCUUACCUAUGAUGUAGAAAAUCUCAUCUCAGUUUAUAACAAUAAUGUACUGCAAAGAGGAACAACAAUAAUUGUGUCUAUGAUGAACUGGGGUAACUGAUACAAAUAUUUAGUUUACUUGGAAAACCUUUUCAUUGUUUAAUUUGUUUUUUGAAAUUUGGGAGACUGCAUCAUUUUGAAAUCCCUGCUGAUUGUUGCACUCUGUUGGUCAUUAGCUGAGCAAUAUAUUCACAAAUAUCCCACAUUAUUUCUUGCUUUUUUCCCUUGUUUUUUACUUUUUUAUACUGUCACUAAAAUAUUGGUGUGAUAAUUUUGGUAAAUUUUCUGUAUGUGUGUUUGCAAACCAAACUCCACCUAUACCAUUUGACUCAAAAAAUAUUUUAAAAAAAAAUUUUAUCACUACUCCCAUUUCCUGAAUAUGUGAAACUGCAAUCUAGUAACUCCCAACAAUGCAACCCCAUAGCAGCUGAUGUGCUAGAAAUCUCAAUCUAAAACCUUCUAUAAGGGGAGUACCCCUCCCUGCCAAAGGUUAUUUUGCAAUUUUUAUAGAACACUAAUUGUGACAUUUGAGUAUUUUACCUACCUUUGUGAUUGCAAAUUGCUUGCACAUUUAUGGAAUGGAACCCUUUACGAUUGACAAAAUCGUUUUCGUUUUCAUGUGGUGCCUGAAUCUUGAUGUGAGUGCCGUCAACACAGCCAAUCACCCCAGGAAAUCCCCCCUUGGUAAAAAAACCGCGUUUGUUUUGAAGUAUCUCCUCUUCGGUCGAUGGCCACUUGAUGAAGUUUCUUUGUUUCUGUGCAAGGGCAAGCGAAACUUGACCGAUUAUACGGGACACGGAUGACUUUGACAGGCCCAGAGUAUCUCCAAUAACUUGAAGAAAGCUACCGGAGGCGAAAAAGCGCAACGCUACAAGGACUUGCACAGUUGUCGACAAAGCAUGGUUUCGAGAUGUAUCUCUUUCAAGAUCGUCGCGAAGGAGCUCAGAUAAAAAUUCUAUGGACUCUCGGCCAAAACGAUAUCGACUUCUCAAUUCUUCGUCAGUAAAAUUGGACAGGGAAAAGUCGUCUGGUAGCCUAAAUGUCCUUUCUUUCCUUCUUGGGGCCGGCAUUAAGCCUAAUCCGCCAAGUAAUAAGUCGGCCAUUUUGUUUUGUUUGGGGAAAGUUUUCCCUCGAUUAGUGAGUUAAUCCACCUCGCUAGGUGUGUUAAAGUUAACCUUUAUUUUAACCCUGGGAUAGUGCUAAUCGCGCUUUCAGGAACAGAAACUAAUCGUAGGUUAAAUUUUAUUCUUGGGUUAGGGCGAUCUAAUCGUGGGUUAGCGCUAAUCGGCUUUCGAACAACCGGGGCCUGUACUUUAAAUUAUAGACCCAAUUUUUUCCGCUCAGAUAUAUGGCCCAAGCCCGCAGGCCAUAUAUCCGAACGGAAAAAAAAACGAAGUUCUGUAUUUUACAGUGGGGACCGAGAAAACGAGUUUAGUAAGAUAUUUAUUAUAUCUCUGGGUUUAAACAAAGGGGGAAUAUUUCAGUACAAACAAACUUUUGAGUUUAGCGGGCCUUAUAGUGAAAUACGGCUCGCAAAAUUGACCAAUCAUAGUCCUCAUACUGACUGAGAAAUAUAAUAUGAUAUUUUUACACUUCGGUUCUCGGUCCGAUCAGCGAGCACUGAGUAUUCAUAACUAUAUACAUAUUUUUUACAUCUAUAUUCGAGAAGAGUCGUUUUUAGACGUUUUUUCUUACCAUUGCCUGAUGUUCUGAAUGUGGAAUCGUGGUUUGAAAAAGUUUCACUUUGUAUGACAAGGUUGACAGUACCAAACAGUGUGAGGUGAUCAGUUACAUAUGUAAUAGAUAUUUGUUCCAUUGUAUCCUCUUCUCAUUUAGUAUGAGAAUCAAAUGAAUGUGCUUGGUACUUGGACCUCCAAGGGACUUCCUCGGCCGUCUUGGUCAAACGCACGGGGAGAUGUAAGUAUUUUCUUCAUUGCUUCAAAUCUUACUAGAAAUUUAUUUUAGAUGUUGAUUCGUUCGGAACGAAUUUAGCGUAAUUAGCCUGUUAUCGGAAAAUUCAUCAGCCCUCUGAAGAUUUAAUGUAGAUUAGGUAGUUAACUGAAAUUUGGAAAAGAGAUUUCUCGGUUAUUUACUUUUUACAUGACUCCGUUGAAGUGUCAUGGCUAACUGAAUAUUUCAAGUAAUGACUGUUGAGUAAAAUGCCCUAACUUACCGAUUUACUUUCAGCAGGGAGAUUAAGGCAGUUGUGUGUUGGAGUCUUAGCAGGUAUAUGAGUGCAGUAUCUCAGGAUAUGCAGAUAUGUAGGUAGAAGAGAGGUGACGAUUGUCUGCCCUACAGAAGGUGACUGUAGGGGAGUGGUACUGUAUAGGUGUAAAGAAGCUUCAGAUUUCAUAUGGAGUCAUUUAGUUAGAAAGUUACUUAAAACGGUAAUCGAUAACUACACAUAAAAAAGUUUGAGGAAGUCCUAUUUUUAAAUCAGUUAAUUACAUUGCAUAUUUUAGUUAGCUCUGAUAAUGAAAUUGGUCGUGGAAAAGAGUUAAGGCCUGCAGACUGUUGGUGUUUAUACUCUAAAGAAAUGCUCUGAAAAUCUGAUCAACUGUUCCUCCCGAUAACAAUUUAAUUCGGUUUAUUUCAGUUAAAAUUGUAUCAGGAGUAUUUUGUCACUCCUCCCGGCUGGCGCUUUGAAGGAGACUGGUUCGUGAACCCAGAGCUAAGGUAAAGAUUUACGCUAAACGAGAUGCGAAAUGAUUAAAAAGGUUCAGGCCUCGUUCACACCAAAACGUUUAAAUUUGAAAAAGUAAAACGUAGUUAUCAAAUUUAUCUGGUGUACGAGGUGUAAGUGUUCAUCGAGGCAAAAAUAUGCCUUUGAGCAGGCCUUAAUCAAAAGCGCUUCGGCAUGAGUGUUUCUUCGCCGGCGGGAAAGUCUAAGGCCCUAAGCUCACGCCUCAAGCAUUUAACUCCCAAGAUGUGAUUUUUCAUUCUUCCCUUUAGCUGCUGUACAUUCCCUAUUACAGUAUUUGUGAGGAUUUGUGAGGAUUUGCUGUUAGAUCAAGAUAACAACUUAUGCCUGUUAAGUUUGAGUAUUCUCAUCACCUGUUUGUUGAAUGAUGUAUGGAUACGAUAGAGAGAAGUUACAUGCUAAUCACGUCCAGGAUUUAAAGGGUUAAGGCGGCGAGAGGUCUAAAAGGGGUCUAGUACUGAUAAUGAGGGUAAGACUCCAGGUAACCCUCUCCCCGAUUUUUCUCCAGUCUUUUCGCGAAAGGAGAAACGCGUAUCCUACAGCACUUAUAAGGGCCUGUGUGAAAAAUCCAUUUACGAAAAAAUAAGGUUCAAGUCAAAAGUCCGUAGAAAAUAAGUAUUAGAGUUUUUAAAUGAAGCACAACGUUUGGUUAAAAUAAAAACUCCAAAACUUCUUAAAAUUCUAAACAAAGGGGUAAAAGAACUCGCGAACGAAAGCUCAAAAACAACUAACAAUACUCCGCAAAAGCAAACAACAUAAGUACGCGAAAAAUGUCCUCGUCAGUCUUACAAUGUCAAGGUUAGAGUUCUUUUAAGAGAUUGGCUAAUUUGUAAAAUGAAAUUGAAAUUGAAAUUUAAAGACCAAAGGGAUUUUCUACAGCUAGCUCGCACGCCGAGCUAAAAUGUGCACUCGAGGAGACAUACGCGCUAUCUCUCGUGCACGUACCUAAUAUACAGACAAUCUCUUGAUUGUUAAAGACGUCAUAACUUGACAGUCACCAUGAAUGUCUCCUGAAGUUUGAUUUUAGUUCUACUUCCUCACAGUCUUUGUUUUAAAAUUAAUAGCAUGACUUAUGACCGAGACAGUGGUCACAAGAGCUUUUUAGAAGAUGUGUUUGAAAACGAGUCUCGUCUCCCUGGUGGCAGCUGGGGACCUUCCUCUGUGCCCUGGACGGAUGUGGUAAGUGUUCUGUUGCCACCUGAACCUUCGGUGGCGUGUCCAGGGAGAUGGACCGAGAGGUUCCCUCCCUCCCCUCCUAUCUGAAGGUCUUGCAACAACAUGAUCGCAUGCUUCGACUCAUUAUUUAGAAUUUAGAAUAUAAUAUUCUUGAAGUAUAUCUCAGCCUAUUUCGGAUCUAAUUGGGAAAAAAACUUUUGUUUAAUGAAUCCAAGUUUGGUUCCUCCAUCUUCCCCACCCAUAAAAAAGUCCACAAUAAUCCCCCAACCGCGAGCACACAAAUUUUUAAGUGUUAUUGCAUUACUCGCGGACCAAAUUGCAACAACGAUGUUCCGUUGUUUUUGGUGUAUGCGUGAAAGGUGAAUUUCACGAUCACCUUUCAAAGCCAUACCUUGGGGCGUCAAGUAAUGAAGUAAUGCUGAAGAAGAUUGCAUGCAAUGUCAGUCCUAAGAGAGCACUUACGUCUCUUAAGAGAGUUUUGAAGCACAUGUCGAGCAUUGAAAACUUUGACGCCUUUGAUUCGUUCCCUUCUUUUUAUUUACGAAGUACAAGUUCUCAAUUGCUAUUUACAAGAAGAUUUCUUUCGUAGCGUGGUGAUGCUGUGACAGCCAGGGAUGAGUUAGUGUGUCCAGAAGAAUGGGAGUGGACCUCAGAUUGGACAGUCGACUUAAACCGAGCCGUGGAUGAAGAUGGUAAUUCACGGUUUUACGUUCUUAGCAAAACCAAAGCCAGGUUUUAGCUUAUACACUUUGGCUUUGCUCUUUCAAUUAUCUUUUGAUAGGUUUUGAGUACACUGUGGAAGCCACAUUUGGUGGUUAUGGACCCGUGGAGAAGACGUACCACUUGUGUCGGCGAAGAAGAUGGGUCAGAAAUAGAGUGUUAGUGACAGAUGCUAAAAUGGAACAAGAACAGGUGAUAGGAUGACUUUAAACUUGAAGACAGGUUAUCACCCAGGCCAUUCAUGGCUAGUGCAAACGAAACAAUGACCUCAUAGUUGCUGGUUGUUAGGCAUCGAUAUACUGUGUGGUUAAUGUAGUGUUAUAUACAGACAGAAACCUAGUUUGAUUGCUUCUCUUUUGUCAAUGUAGAUCCGAGCUGAACAGCUCGCUAAGGAAGGGUGGGAGUAUUCACCAGUGUUCACCAUGAAGUUUCAUGCCAAGGAGCGUAAAAUGGAUCUGGUGCGGAGAAGAAGAUGGCAUAGAAAAAUGGUGCAAGAGGAUCCCAGUGCCCCCGCGGUCUUCCAUAUUGAUGUCGGCGAUGGUGAUGAUGUAAGAGUCUGUGUUUUUUAUAUUAUGGCCUACUUAGCUGUUGCCUUUUCCCUGGAUAUAGUGAGUUUUAAUGUAAAUUGGCGUUGAUGGUGUAACUGUCUUUUCUGUCACACAAGGCGCAGUCAGAAGUAGUGUGUGACAUAGGCUACCACUUAGUCACUUCCUCACUGCUCGUGUUCGAGUCACCUCACUCGAUGAAAUGUAAGAUGGACACUGCUUGGUUGGUACCUGUUCAGUCGCAUUUAGUAACACUAAUAAGGCUAUUAAAUAAAUUACCUUUCUGGUAAGUCACGUUCUGAACAAAAUUCAGUUUUUGAGGACUAGAUAUUCUCAGACACAGAGGAGAAAAUUUUGUGUGGAUCGCUGAGAGGUCGCCGUUGUAGAAAGAUUCCCGCCCCUAAAGGGAGUGGUUUCCUAUGCGACAAGGCUGUUUUCCUAUUCAGUAUUAUCGUGGCCUCAGCUACAUCCUAAAGUGAAUUUUAUUUCUUGCCCACAGGAUAAGGAACAAGAGACGAUGAUGAAUGCGCCAAGAAUGUUCAUAACAUUUGACAGUAAGGAAAUUGGUUCUUGUUUGCAAUUCGUAGAGUUUCCUCGGUAGAAAAUCAGAAAAUGUUUUAAGAAAUUUGAUAUUUGACCCUGAUACUAGACCAUCAGCAUUAGGCAACAGAGAAGAUUUCUUUUUUUCAGGUUAAAACGUUCGUUGUAGCUUCGAUGGCUACUUAAGUUAACGUAUGUCCUCCGAUGCACAAAACACAUUAAAAUUACAAGUGUGACAUGAUAGAAGUUCUUGACUUGUUGACAUCCCGUAAUUUACAAGGAUUAAGGUGGAUGAGUCUUGAAAAAGAUAAACUAUUCUCUUUGCCGAAAGUCGUUGUUGGCCAUGGACCAGGUGACUUUUGGGACGUCAUGGUGAUAUUUAAUCGCCUUUCUCGUCAACUGAGGAUGAGGUGUUUGUAAGGGAUUAACCCAGCCGUUAAUCUCCUUUGUAGAGCCACACAAGUACCAGCUGAGGGCCUACCUUUACCAAGCGCGUGAUCUAUUGGCAUCAGAUGCCGAUGGCUUCUCAGGUAAAAUGCACUCAUGUUGGUUUGUUACUUUGGUACAUGUAUCUCUCAGCCUCGUGCUUGGUGGAACAGGAGAUCCCUACGGCUUGACACCAUUCAAGUCUUAUCGCCGCUGCAUGCAUUUUUAUCUGUGCUAAGUCAAUUUGCGGACCAGUUGACUUUCCUUCACCUGUCAACUUCAAACUAUUUCGCACUUAAGUCCUGUCUACUCUCCUGUCAUGAAGGUCUUCCUGCUUUGCCCUUCAAUUUUUUCGUCCACUUUCUUUUGGCUUUGUCCGCUUUUAACGCGUGUCUGAGAUAUCAGUUGACAGAUGAUUAAUUCCUGACUCCGAAAAAGCAAAAUACAUUUGGACUCGUGUUGGGACUAAAAGAAACUGGCUCGUGUAACUGCAUUUUCAGAUGAAUGGCUUAGCAGUUGCGUCUAACUCCCUAACCUCGCCCAAGAAUCAGCCUGUGUUUCUCUAUCUUUCAUUUUAGUAGCUACUGCGUCGUGAUGCAAUGUGCACUCUUUUUUUCGUUACGAUAUAUUUUUCAGACCCUUAUGCACGAAUUGCAUUUGGUACCCAAAGCCAAGUGACAGAAAUCCUUACACGGACAAUUUGUCCUACGUGGGAUCAAACGCUGAUAUUUGAAAAUGUUCAGAUUUAUGGCAGUAUCGACAAAGUUGCAAAUAACCCACCGGAAGUCAUCAUCGAGCUGUUUGACAAGGACCCAGUGGUGAGUUGGUUAUUUGGAAACAAAUGCAACCUAAGUUUACUUUCGACACAAGCAAAGUAACGAGGAAGGUUAGCCCUAUUCUGAUGCAGGGGACCUUCCACGAUACGUAGACAUUUUGGUGUGGUCAAUUUAGCCGGAACUUUUUUGAUAAGAGUUUUCAGUAGACUUGACAGCCUGUAAUUUUCUUUAGUCAUCGAAUGCGCCUAAAAGCAGAGAAAAUUGAUUAUAGAGGCGGAGAAAAUAAGAUCGAUGACUUAGUUUUGAGUUUUUCGGUUUCUUCUUGAAGGGUCAAGACGAGUUUAUGGGUCGAUGUGUGAUUAAACCACUGGUGAAGAUGAAUGGACAAGGGCCCCCAGCACCAAGACUGUUGUGGUAUGAUGUCACACGAUGCGGAGAGGAAGCUGGCGAGAUUCUGGCUGCCUUUGAGCUGUUUUUGGUGCGUGAAACUAAAAGCUACCUCUUUUUUCUCUUUUGUGUGUGGUGUGCUACUUUGUGUUAAUCAUUUUCUAUCCUUACGAAAGGUUAAGGAAACACAUGAUCAAAAUCAGUUCUCAUACUAUGAGCGCCUUUUAUCUGUCACAAAAAGAAUGCAAGAGCACUUUAUGAACAACCUAAAUGAACACUGACAAACGGUGCUUAUCGAAGAUAUGGAAGUCGACAAAAACGUCACUGUCCAGUUUAGUGUAUGGCUCAAUGUCGAGGGCACAACAUGCAAAUUGGCCAAAUAUGAGGGUUGAUUGGGCGGGUACGCCUUCCCUUUGUUUUGCUUGUAACAAAAGUUUGGGUCACAUUACUGAGUUUAAUAUCAGUUGUCUUGACUCAAACCCAGCCCCCUGUACCCCACAUUUAGCACGUCAGUCCUUUGCCUCUUUCAUGAGCUUAGCCGGCUAGAAAUCUAUCCCUGCUUGGACUAUCAGUCGUUGUUUGAAGUUACCCUUUAAGACUGAAUUAAAAUGUGGCUUGUCCGGAGCUUUGCCUCACUGGUUAGUAACGGAGAGAAGCUUCUCUUUGAGACCUGUCUGUGUUGAUUCGAAUUAGCUUUGAACACUAUUGUGUAUCAAAAAUAUUGGACUAGACCUCGUCUCUUUGUUGAGACAUGCGGGACCAGUGAGAAUGACAUUGUUAUACACGUGAAACCAAUGGAAAGAUGAUAUAUUUUCGUCUUCUGAUUUCAUUUACCCAGGACGAAGGUGCAGAUUUACCAUUUGCUCCACCGAUGAAAGGAUCGUUGUUUCUUGUGCCUAAUGGAAUCAGACCUGUUAUGCAGCGUACAGCUAUAGAGGUAUAUCUCAAUCGAGAAGCCAGCUUAGACUAGAGCUUAUUGUAGCAAAAUGUCGUUAAUUAUUGUCGAACACCAACAUCAUUGUCAUAACACAUCCACGAUGACUAACAUAUGAAAUACGACAGAUGACUAUCUUCUAAAAUCUCUCCUGAUGGACUCAAAAUAAAGAAAGAUUCGAAAAAUAUUCGAAAAGUUUUUCUUUCAAUGACUUUAUCCUUUAAAUGCCUGAGUAUAUGAAAAUAAUGUUUAUGUACUGCGGCUUAAGAAGUGGAUAUGAAACGAUCUUCGCAGUAACGAACACUACUUGAGCAGUAGCGAAAAUAGGGCCUUAUUUUCACUACUGCUCAAGUAGUGUUCAGUAGUGCGAAGCUCGCUUUCAUAUCCACUUCAUCCUUUGGAGAUCUUCCGUUGCGAGACUCCGUGUUAUUCGGCCAGCGAAAAUCAUGGCCAAACCGUUUAGAACACUUUUUGCGGGUAAAUUGCGAUUCCUUGCUUUUUCCUUUCCCUACGGACAGUGUUGGGUGCCCGAAAUCAAACGCAAUUUAAAGAUCCCGAGGAGGGUGUAGACAGGAGGUGUGGGGCAAAAUCUUAGAGUGUUUGCUUGUGUGAGUGGAAAAUGGACAUUACUUUCUCAUAAUACAAGAGAAAGGUGUGUCCCCAAACUUUUGGCCAGGAUUGAAGGUUCACAAGGUUAUCUAAGGAGCAUUGAUUUAUUUGAUUAUUGAUUAGUCUGUGCAAUAUUCGAUUCCUUGGCAGGUACUAUGCUGGGGCGUACGGAACAUGAAGAGGUAUCAGCUGGCAAGUGUAGCUUCACCCAGCAUCGAGUUUGAGUGCGGUGGACAUGUUGUUCAUUCAACAGUCAUCAAGAACACACAGAAGAAUCCCAAUUUUGAUCAGCCAUUGUUCUUCUUCGACGUGGUGAGUGCAUUUCUAGUGUGAAGUGUUUUGCUUUACACGAAAUAAAAGCAGAAAAGGGCUUCUAUAGACUGCAGUUUGCCAUGAGACUGGUCUGUGACUUCAAAAAGGUGCACACGAGCUAAAGGCGUGUGUGUCAUCGUGUUGCAGAGACGAAACUAAGAAAGUGGAUUGAGGAAGAUAACAAACUUGCCUUUCAGCGCUAAAAUACUCGGGGAGUUGUUCUCGUAUUUCUAUAUAAUUUCUUCUCUCUUUUUCUCGUCAACAGCUUCUCCUUAGCUUUUUCAUAAAUGCCUGUGAUUUUGCUAAAAUCUGCACAACUGUGCACCAUGAGGACGAUAUUUUAUGUUAUGACUUCAGCAGUGUGUCUAUGCUCUGAUACGUCAUUGGCGACGUUUUAUCAAAGAGCGCGUAGCAUCCGACGCCUUAUAUUAUACAGAACGGAAUCCGUGUGUUGCAUAUUUUUCACAGCACCUCGUUAUUUUUGUGUUCACAGUACCUGCCUAAGGAAGAGUUGUACACCCCACCAAUGAAUAUCAAGGUUCACGACAACCGAUCUUUCGGCCGCAAACCUGUCGUCGGGAUUCAUUCCAUGAAGUCCAUGAAGAAAUUUCGUUGUGAACCCGCCAGUAUGGAUGAACCUGCAGACCUUCCUAUAGGUCAGUUGAUAGGUGCCAAGCCGCCAUUACUAUACUCUUUCGUUUUGUUACAGUUAAUGAUAAGGGGGGAUAUGAGCUCUUAGGAUACAGAUGAUACUGUGAACGACAUGGGUGAAGAGAAUGUAAAUGCCUUGAAAGCUUGAUAACAAAGUCGGGGAUUUCUUGUAGAAUUCCGGGUUUGAUUUUAGCUUCCUAUUUAGUUUCCUAAAUGAAAAUGUAGCGAAGUAAAAAAAUGAAGCUGAAUGCAGUCAACGCGGUCACCCUUUCUCCCACCCCCCCCCCCCAAAAAAAAAAACAAUAAAUAAAUAACAAUAACUAUUUUAAAGGCUUCUUUCCAUGUAAGUAACUUGUUAACUCCCGCGAUCUGAUUGUCCAUUCUCCCCUCUACUUGCUACACAUUUCCUUAAUGAACAUUAAAAACUUCAACCGGAUAAGUUUGAGUAUUCUCAAUACCUGUUUGCUGGAUGAUGUAUGGAUAUUGAAAAGAGAAGUGACAUGUUAAUCACCUCUAGGGGUCAAAGGACUUCAGACAACUUUCAACGACCCAGAUAAACAACUUAAGAUAUCGAGCUUUAGUUCCUCCAAGGCUCUGAGAUUUAGGAUUCUUCCUUAACCGUGCUAAUGAGAAUAAAUUGCUCCCAACAGAUGAAGAGGUAGACGAUGAAAGAGAAUGUUAGUAGUUUUAUACCCAAGACUUAAAUGCACUAUGAAAUCUAGUGUACUCGUGUGUGCUACUUUGUGGAUUUACCAUUAGACAUGCUAGAGCUGAACUUCGUGAGUUUAUUGUCACACUUAUUUUUUUUAGCGGAGAGUGAGUCUGGCAGACAUGGCUCGUCUCACAUUAUGGACAUCAAGGAGGAGCAGAAGAAAGGAAGUGUAAGUAAAGUAACUCUUGUUAAAAGCAUUUCAAGAGAAGUGAAAUUAAAAUUUUUUCACCUUAGAAAGCUUUUCGAUCCAAAACCAAAGCAAUCACAACGGCCAGGAAAAUAUCGCCAGUAGCCAAUUAGAACUGGAAGUGAAAACACGCAAACUGCCUGAAGCGCGGGAAAAAGCGAGUGACCAAGUCGCUAUUGUUCACACUUUUGAAUCUGAUUGGUCUAGGAAGUGACGCAAGUUUUCUGGACCAAUCCUAUAACGAAAUAAAGCAAAACCAAAGCAAUCCUGAAUUACUUUUGAUACUGAGUUGAAAACUGCUCUAUUGUAGCAUAAAAAUGAAUAGAGUCUCUUGUCGGAAAGGAACAGCUUUGGACAUGACCUUGAAGAGCCCGAUUCGUUCUUUAAAAGUGAUGUUAGUCUAGAAACACUCCAUAGAAAUACAAAGUACACAUAGUACUUGUUUUAAAUCCUUAAACUACUAUCAACUAUCAAGAAAUAUUUAAGAUUGCCCCUUUUUUAGGAACAACAAGACGAGGACAUCGAUUGGUGGUCCAAGUUUUAUGCCUCUGUGGGUGAUGUUGACAAAGCCGGUGUGUAUCUUGAAAAAGGAUUUGACAAGAUCAUGGUAAGAUGUCGAGAAGCUGUCACCAUUUCAUCAAAACUUAAGCAAAAUAUGAGAAAGAAAUCAACCAUCGACAUAACAGCUCGUCGAAAUGCACGACAACAGUGCGUGCACAUGGCGCAUUCUGUCCAGUUGCACAAGCACUACGCUCUAGCUGUCUUACUAAACUGUCCAGUAACAAGCAAGACGCGUACACUGUCCUCUUAGUAUUUAUCGGGCUGGUGAUAACCAAUCAUGUUGGAGAAUUUUAUCAGUAAUCAUUGCUUGAGAAGAAUUGUGCUCCUUGGGUUGUUUUAUUUCCAUUCCUUUUUGAGGAAAAUUGUGUUUAGAGCCCUUCGAAUACUUUAUCGAUUGUUUUUCUUUAGGUCUACGAUACAGAGCUGGAGAAGGUUGAAGUAUUCAACGGCUUCCAGGACUUUGUAGAAACAUUUUUCAUCCACCGAGGAAAAGUGAAGUCCAAAGCUGAAGAGGAGGAGACAAUUGUAGGGGAAUUUAAGGUAAAAGUUGAGCCUUACGAAUCGUGACGUGCACAAUGGUUUCACAUAAGAAGGAAAUGUAGCCUUAAAGAGGGCCAGUAUUUUCUGUUGAUACAAAAAUGAAUUAUUAUAAGUCAAAAAGGAUCAACAAGUUGCUGCAUAGUCAAGUGAUUUCCAUUGAAGAAGUCCGUUGGCUCGUGUCUGUUAUAAAUCGUAGUAGGAUUUUGGAUGUUUUUGCCGUUAGGUGGUAUGUAGUGACAAGAAGCCUCGGUUCCAUUGACACCAACGAUAUUACUUUAGGGAUAUCUUGAUUGGAACUACCCCCUCCUCCCCCUCUCCCUCUCCCCUCGCCCCUUCUAUUUCCUUCCAUUCAGUGAGAGAACCCCAUUCCACUUCUUUUCCGAGCUUAGCCGUCUAGAAAACCAUAACUUACGUGGUCAGUCGUUUUAACAAGCUUCUCUGGGGCUUUCUUCAGCAGGGUAGUGAGGGGGAAAAGGCGCUCUUUCGAGACCUAACGGUGAUUCGAAUGAGAUUUUCACACUAUUGUGUGUAAAAAAUAUUGGACCAGACUCGAAAUUUUGGUCGAGAUAAUUAGGACAACCGAUAGCGAUAUUCGGUGAUAUUGGUCCAUACAGCUACACUUACCUUGUGUCCGCGCGGAAUCAGUAAAACAUUCGUUUUUAGCAAUGGCUAUAUAAUUUUGAAUCUUUAUUUUUACCUUUUUGUAUUCAUAGAUGCAUGCAUCUUACAACAGAUUUUAAAGAAAAGUGUAAUAGAAUAGUUUUUGAAUAAAAUUUGAAUCAUUGUGAGAUUUUGUAUGAGCAUGGCAUCCCUUUUUAUUAGUUAUAUCAUAUGCGUGAAAGAUUUACCCUGCUUUAUAAUAGUAUAUAAAAGUUUACUACUUCUACUUUCCUUUGCUUCAGGGAUCUUUUCGAAUUUAUCCUCUGCCAAGUGACCCGAACUCUCCUUUACCGCCCAAGAUUCUACGAAAACUGCCGCCUAGUCAGCCAGUGGAGUGUAUCAUCAGAGUAUACGUUAUACGAGUAAGAUAACAGCCUCGCUUGGUUUUUUUCUGGCUUAAUUUUUUCCUUGAUUAGUUUUUAUCCAUGGCUUGCGAAACUAGUCCCAAUUGUUCUAAGCUGGGUUUAGAUAAACCAGGGUUAGUGUGAAAUUUGAUUUCAGAUCUGAAAGGUUUGAAAGAAAAUUUGAGUUAAUCCCAUUUUUGUUUUGUACAAUUUAAUGAUUGAAUGCACUAAAAGGAAUUGGUAAAAUUAUUCCAUAACGGCUUUUGAACAGAGAAAUAUAGAAACCUGCAUUCAAAUUUAACCCUGGGUUAGCGCUAAUCCGCCUACGAACAACUGGGCCCUGAUAUUUUGCAUUGCGUUUUAACGCUACGUCGCAGGACCGCAUGGGAGUGGAGCUCGCACCUCGCUUUCAAUUUAUGACAAUCGCUCUUUAUGGUCAAACUGGUAACGUGGACUCGGAAAAGUGUGUAAUCUUGCGAAUGACUGUUUUAGUCGGCGAUAGAAUACUGAUUUGAUCAACAUGAAUCAAGUUGAAGCUGUGAAAUCCCUCCUUAGCUUUAACGACUCAAAUUGAUGAAGUAAACACUCUUACACAAUGACAGCCCAAUCGACUAUUAAUUUUGUUUGUUUUAUUUGUUUGUUUGUUUGUUUGUUUUUUUUGCCAGGCUUUAGACCUUCAGCCUCAAGACACUAGUGGCCUGGCUGAUCCCUAUCUUGUCGUACAUCUGGGAAAGACUAAGGUCUCUGACAAGGAUAGCUAUGUACCAAACAAUCUGAACCCCUUGUUUGGAAAGUAAGUUGGCAUAUCUUGGAUUAUUGUUUGUAUUAAAUCAUCCACCAUGCUCGCAGUGUAACAGGCGAUCACCGGUAAAACUUACUCCCGGUUUUUUUUUUUUUUUACCGCCUAAAAUCGCCUUGAAAUCCUGAAAAUUCAACGGGCAGAAGGAUUGCUCCACCGGUUUGAAACUUAUUCUGCCUGUCGUGCUUAAACGAAAGGAUAACACUGUACUCGUUCUUCUUGGGUGAUAGUUGCUCCAAGGGUGACCCUCUUAGCAACGACACACCCGUUCAUGUAAACGGGAGCUCAAAGGAAUUUUUAAGAUACAAAGAAUUUUUAUUUUUUUGGAUACUGAAAUAAUCGCUGUAAUUUUUAUGAUAAACACUCGAUAUAUUAAAGUACAGCGCAGGUUUAGUAGGCCGUUGUUAAGCAUUUCGACCUGAGAUACAAAGUACUCGUUAGCCACGUAGCUGGGCCAUUUGUAUGUUACAAAUAGAACGGAAUACUAUCGGGGAUAGCUUUGGCGCAAAUGUUCUGUGCAUCGAGUAUUGAUUACGAUCACGCGUAACUUUUCUAUCCUUCUUGCUCUUUUUAAGUAACUUAAAUAGCUUUAAUUUUUAUACAAGAGUAUUAUUUCUAUCUCGUUUACUACCAGGAUGUUUGAACUGACCGCCACCAUUCCCAUCAUCAAGGACUUGCGCAUUAGCGUCAUGGACUAUGACGUUAUCGGCCGAGACGAUCUGAUCGGUGAGACUACGGUGGAUUUGGAGAACAGAUUCUUGUCUCGUUUCCGUUCCACUUGCGGAUUGCCUCAGACGUAUUGCACGUGAGUAUAUAAAGAGCCAAGAGAUAAAAAUCCUAAUGUGCCAGCUGGUUUAGAAGGUGAACCAUCAGAAGAGAUCCUGACUGCGCAUGAGUGGAAUAUUUAAUCAUAUCUUAUCCUGAUGUAUCAUUUAUGUGAUUUUGUAUUGGAAUGAACACCUUUGAUUCAAACCAGUGGCGUGACUAACGUAAAGUCAGUCAACGACAUUGGUCGAAACCAAAGAUGCAAAAGAAACGUGGUACUCUUGGUUACCACUUAACAAAAGUAUACCUUGCCGACAAAAAAGGCCGGAGAGAAGAAUGACUUGUUUGACUUGUUAUGUGAUUGACAGGUCGGGUCCAAACCAGUGGCGUGACUCGCAGACGCCACGUCAGAUCUUAGAGUACUGGUGUGAGCUGAACAGCUUAGGUAAACCUCAGUUCCUUGGGAACACGCAGCUGGUGCUGGACGGAAAGGUUUACAAUUUGCAGGAGUUCGGUGAGUUAUUCAGAAAUUUCUUUUUAUAGUAAAUGAAUUUCUCUUAGAGAGCUUUACAAUUUAGUUUCUCGAACACUGAAACGAAUUUAACCCGUUUGACUCCUGAGAGUAAUUAGCAUCUCAUUUCUCCUUACAUUAUCACUCCCGAAUCACACCUUAAGGUCAUGAGAAUAAUGGAAAUGAUCAUCAACUGAAGAAGUUUUCGAUUUUAAACCAAAUUCUCCUUGUCAACACUUGAGGAAAUUUAUAGAGAACAAUGUGGAGAAUUUUCAAACUGAUGUUGGGGUUUAAAGGGUUCAUCACAACGUUAUUAUCCUUAAUGUACACAUUAAAACAGCCUCGAGCAAAACAAAGUCCAGAUUGGACUAAUUUGUUGACUGAGGGGCGCGAUUUUUAAAAGCUAUUCCCUCGCCCAACCAGACUUCGAGUCUAUACCUGACUAAGCAUGCUUUACAUUUUACGUCACAAGGAUGUUUCUGGCAUCAACUUUUUUAUGUUGGGGUAAUAUCUUCUUCAUAUCCUGUUUUGUCUAAUAGAGGAAGGAAUGCUGUUCCAUCCCCACUUGGGUCCACCUGACCAUCGCUUGGCAUUACACGUGUUAAACUCCAUGCCGGUGGUACCUGAACACGUCGAGACCAGGGCAUUGUAUAACUCACUCCAACCUAACAUCGAGCAGGUACAAGUAUGUCGCUUUUAACAGGGGGAGGGGAACCUUAGUUGGAUAGCUAGAACAGUUGUUAGUGAUAAAAGUAAAGUAUAUGUCAUUCUAUAUUGGCCUGUUAGAAGAUAGCUGUCAGGCUGCUAGAAACACUGGUAGAAGUUUCAGUACUAACUUCGAUACUUCAGCUUGACUUCUUGGUUCACCCAUUGUCUUCUUAGACUGAUCAGCGUGUUCACUGUCCCUCUCAGUUUUGGUAAAUUGUCGAUAAGAGAGAAAAUCAGAAUUUUGAAAAUAACGAUAAAUAUUACAGUUUCAAGUCAUCAUUAUGAUUGUGAAUAAAAACAGUCCAGUCUUAUUAUUAAGAGUAAACAAUCCCAAAACGCUAAGCUGAAGCUUGUUAAACUUUUUAACUCCCGAUAUGAAAUUGUUAAUUCUACCCUCUAGCUGCUGCACAUUUCCUUGUAAAUUCGUUUCGAGAAUUUUGUAUUAGAUCAAGAUAACAACUUCUACUUGACAAGUGUUAGUGUUCUCACUACCUGCGUGCGGGAUAAUGCAUUAAUCUCCUCUGGAAGUUAAAUGGGUUAAGUGUAAUAAGCGGUCAAAGAACCUGGGAGCCAGUUAUAACUUGGUUCUUAACUUGGAUUUGAUUGGCCGACGUGACAAGAAGGCUGGUGUCGAGAGGUAAGUACUGUGGGAAGUGUUAUUCUAAUUCUUGGCACAUUUGUCUUUCAGGGUAAGCUUCAGAUGUGGGUUGACAUUUUCCCGAAGCAUAUGGGAAUCCCAGGCUCACCUUUUGAUGUUAAUCCUCGCAAACCUGGAAAGUGAGUGUUGAUACACAUUAUUGCAACUGUUUUACUUAACCCUCCCGGUACUGCAUACCUUACGCAUGAUGUUUGUAUAACUAUUUUAGCUUACUUUACCCUUGAGCCGGCAUUGCUUUCUAUGGUACUGUUUAUUAUAACUGAGUGACUCAAGAGGUUGUAUUUUUUAACGUUCGUGUUUCAGCUAUGAAUUGAGAGUAAUUAUUUGGAACACAAGUGAUGUGAUCUUGGACGAAACAUCAAUAACUGGAGAGAAAAUGAGUGAUAUUUACGUGAAAGGGUAGGUACCGAAAAUAAAAAAAAGGAAGAAUUGCUUUACCUUUUGACUCCUAAGAGUGACUAGCGCCUAAUUUCUCCUUACAACAUCACAAAUUAAGGUCAUGAUAAUAAAGAAAUUGAUCAUCAACCAAGGAAGGUCUUGAUUGUUAAACAAAUUCUCCUUGUCAGUAACUUGGAAAAUAUAUAGAGAACAGUGUGGAGAAUCUGCAUAAUGAUGGUAAGGUGUAAAGGAAUCAUACCUCGAGCCAUCGAAGCAAUCAGUUAGAUUUUAUAUCAGGCCUAAACUGAUCGUUUUCCCGCUAUAUCUCAAGCUGAUCUUAAAGCGAUGUGUAUUAAACUCGUUUGCACGACUAAGAAAUUACUUUCUUGCAGUGUGGUGAAAAUAUGUUUUGUACUUUUCGUUUAAUAGAUGGAUCGCUGGGAUUGACGACUCACAGAAAACUGAUGUGCAUUACAGGUAUGUAGAUUGUGACCAGCAUCUUAUUUCUCCUUACAGUACCAACUUUGAAUCACCUGUAAAGGUCACGAGAAUAAACGAAAUGAUCGCAUAUUAAAGAAGGUCUUGAUUGUUAAACAAAUUCUCCCUGUCAGCACUUUAAAAAAUGUAUGGAGAACAGUAUGGAGAAUAUGCACAUUGACGUUAGGGUGUAAAGGGUUAUGUGUAACUAACUCUGUCGUUGAUUUGUCGGGCUUAAGCUUGCGGUAAAUUCAUUUGGGUUGUUAUGAGAGAGGUGGACCUGUGACAAAUUUGAAGAAUGAAACGACAUUGAAGUGGACGGAGAAGAUGGAAAUCUUGCCAAAGAAUUCUUCCCAUUCUUAGCACUUCACACUGUCCUACAUACCUUGAUUUGGUGGCUUGCUUUCCAAUCCUGUCUCAUCUUUCCAGCCCUGUAGUUUCUAUUAUAAUUGCAAUUUUUACUGUAGCCGUGAAGGGUUUGAGUUGUCGCGUGUUCAAAUAUACCCUUCAAAUGAGUGGCCCUGAUUUCAUUACAUGUACAGUAAUAUUUUGAGAUUCGAUAAGCGAUUGCAGCAUUCACAGUUAAUCCGUACAUGCAAUAUCUCUAUUGUGACAUCCUGUAUCACUCAGGUCUCUGGACGGCGAAGGAAACUUCAACUGGCGUUUUGUAUUCCCAUUCAUGUUCCUCGCUGCGGAGAAAGUCCUGGUUGUUAGAAAGAAGGUAAUACUGGCCUCUUCUUGUUAUGAAUUCAACAAAUAGAUUCCAUGUGCGUCUGUUCAGUUUUUUUCCACAUGUGGGCGUCUUCUGUGAUCUAUUAUUAUACUAGCCCACCGCAACAUGGAAUCUAAUUGUUUUCUGUGAUUAAAAAAAAGGAAAAUGUUGUUGCUGAUGACGUCAUCUAUGCGUCUGUCCCCUAAUAGAUAAUGAGUCAGAACCAACCAAAAUGCGUGUAGAAUUCAGCUUAUUAUAAGAAGCUUACUGCAUUCUCCUUGUCUGUUACAACAAAGGUAAUGUUCAGACUAAAGGUGCUAAUUUAAAUGCAUUGGUUUGAUUAUAUCAUGAUAGGAACACUUUUGGAGUUUAGACGAAACAGAAGAACGUGUCCCUCCGCGCCUAGUCAUCCAAAUUUGGGACAAUGACAAGUUCUCUGCGGAUGACUUCUUAGGUGAGUGUUAAUUGUGUGUUUUAGGAUCCCAGAAUUAUUUCUGGAUUUUGUGUGUCAGGGUCCGUACAGGUCCUGGAAAACCUGAAAAGUCCUGGAAUCUUAUUUCGACAUUUCCAGGACUGGAAAAUGAUUACAGUUCCUGAAAAGUCUUGGAAAUCUGCUCAACCCAAGCAACAAAGUUUUCAGAAUUUACGUUGUAAGAAAUGAAUGUAGAGAAUUGUAUGUAAGUAAGGAGAAUUGAUUUUGAAAUCUUGGGAAUGAAAGGGUUUAAGGUUAAAAUUGGUGUCCUGGAAAAAUCCUGCCAAAUAUUGACAUUGAUCUACCUUACCUUGAGCCGUUUGACUGAAAGCACAAGAGUAUCCAGAUUGCGAUAUUACUGAUGAGGAUAAUUUUAACUUUCUUGUUCGUUUUCUGUUGGAAACUUCACUUGAGAUGAGGGCAAGUUUGCGCUAGCUGUUAGUUGUGUUGUUUCACCUUGAUAUCUCGUACUUUCAAGGGAAACGAAACAUGAUAAAUAACUGACAUUGGACAAAGCAGUUAAAUUUGAAUACGAGAUAAUGGAGGUCAACCCUGAUUUUUGAUCAAUGAGAUAUUUCAUCCAAACCUUGUGGUUUUCUUUCUAGGUCAGUUAGAGCUGAAUCUGAACCGUAUGCCCAAGCCAGCCAAGAGUGCCAGGAGGUGUAGUCUGCAGCAGAUACCCUCAUACGAGGAAGGAAGAGCCAGCAGCAGUGUAGAGACGGUGUCCUUGUUUGAGUCGAAGAGAGUAUACGGUUGGUGGCCUUGUGUGGCUCAGGAGGCAGGCGAAGAGAUGCAAUUAACGGUAAGGUCAAAAGAGAAAGUCUCCUUUCACGUGACGUACAUAGGAGAAUGAGAGUACAUCUCAUCAGUUUCUCCCGGUUGGCUUGCAGUACUAUGCGUCAGAUGCCAUCAUGGACACAGAGCUGUUUUCAAUUGAGUGUCGAAAGUAAUUCACGAUUGCUUUGCUUUUGCUCAAUUUCGCAUUGUGAUUGGUCCCAAAAAAUCGCGCCACCUUCUCAUCCAAUCAGAUUCAAAACUAAUUUGCCUGUUUUUAACUUGAAUUCCCACUGGCUGACUUUGAUGUCGACCUGCGCUCCAAUUGGCUUUCGUGAGUACUGUGGUUUUGGUCUUUCGAAACUGAACUGAAAAUUGCUCUAUCAUAAAGGUGAAUUUAAAUUUUGAUGAUUUUGUUGGCUUUAAGGUUUGAAACAGUUAAAGAAGAGAAAAGGAGACGGAAUUUUUACAAGGAGAUAUAGGAAAAUAUUCCAUUUGCCAUUUCAAUGGAGGCUUGUUAUUCCGUUGUCCUUUGUUAUCAAGGAAAAGCGCGGAUGAAUGUCAGUAUCGGAGCAACUGCGCAUCUACCCUUCCCUUGACUCAAAAUUUACCCAAAUUUUUAUCAGUUGACUACUGUUGUUAUUGGUCUUUUACUGAGUUUUGCUGAUAAAAUAGAUCUAGCUAAUUCACAUGCUUAAGUUCUGUAAUGUAUUGUUUGAGCAACGAUAGCUUUUUAUUUUCCUAUUUAUUGCAGGGUAAAGUAGAAAUGGCCUUGGAGUUGUUGACCCACGACGAAGCUGAAGGGAAACCGGCUGGUAAGGGAAGAGAUGAACCAAAUCAGAACCCGACGUUAGACGAACCUAAGUAAGUAAACGAGCUAAUCAUGUUUGUGAUAUGAAGAGCCUGGCAGUGUUGAUAUUCAGCGAAGAGUUCGUUGCUGAACUUUGAAGGAAAGCAUCGACUCAAUUUGUAGGUAGCAGCUGAAAUUCACGCUAUGUGAAUGAACAUCAAGGGAGUAAGUAUUUGAAUCAGUACGAGUAGUUUUUGUUAAACUGGAUUUAUGUUCCCUUCGUUUUGUUACAGUCGUCCAGCAACCUCGUUUCGGUGGUUCACAUCCCCUCUGAAGACCUUACGGUACAUUAUAUGGAGAAACUACAAAUGGAUCAUUAUUGCAGUACUUAUCACUCUACUGAUCGUGGCCGCCAUUGUUAUCUUCCUGUAUUCCAUGCCGGUGAGUAUGAUGUUUGUUAAUAGUUGAGCUGUAUGAACGCCUGGAUUGGUGAAUCAGAGCCAGAUAUACGGCUCUGGUCAAUGCAUAGAAAUUGAAAAACAAGGAUAUUCAUACAACUCUUCCUCCUCCUCCCCCAUAAAAUGUGGCGGUGAAAAUGGCGGGAAAACGCGCGGUACGUGUGGUUUUUAUGCACAUCUGAUUGGUUGAUUUCGAAAAACGAAAUUCCGUAAGAGGCCUUGUGAACCAAAGUGUCUUAACAAAUUUUGCGGUGUAUUCCGGCACAAUGGUCUAUAGGAUUAAAUGGAAUGAAAUUAAAUGAAAACUGUUGAUCGGUUCCCAACUAACGCCAGGAAAAAAGAAAAAACAUUCAUGACCAUAUGGUACACGUAGUGUACCGAACACUUUAGUAUAUUAAGGGAUUUUAAAUUAAGGGUGGCACAUGGUUGCUAUGGUAACCCGACAUGACCAAAAGAUCAACAACUUGUCGAUUAUUGAGGAUCUUCUUUGGUAGCUCAAAAGAAAAGAAAAAUUGUGGUAGUGCCGAUUCGUCAGAGAAUUGAUAUAAAAAAAAAAUACGAAACCACUUUGCGUAGCUAAACACUUUAUCUCCCAUGAACGCCCAAGACAGAAUUACUCCUACCAAUAUCAAUAUAAUAUCAAGUAGACAAGUGAUGAGAAUAAAGUAAAUAUCAGUCGGAGAAUAUUAGUUGAUCCAAUACUAAAUUCUUCAAAGUAACAUCAUAAGGAUUGUAUGGCAGGAGGUAAGGAGAAUGAUUAUUAGAACGAGGGAGUAAAAGAGUUUGUAAAAUAAUUAUGAUUCUAUUUUUACAUCGUGUUUUUUUUUUUACCUUUUUGAUGAUCCUUUUUCCUUUUUUUCUUUUUCAGGGAUACUCAGUGAAGAAGAUAUUCAACGUUUAAAUCGUCCCCUACGACGUAAAACUAACACAGCUCAAUACAAAGUCUAAUGUGUCGAAUUUAUACUACUAUUAUAAAGAAUGAAAUGUUAAUAGGAUUAAUAUAUUGGAAUGAAUCUUCAGUAUUAUGUUAAUCAGAAAAAAUUAGUGGGAGAUGCAAUGCAAUGACAAUUGAAUAGCUAUUACGUAAUUAUCAAAAGUUAUGGAAAUAUGUUUGAACCUUUGUUCAAAUUGUUAGGUAGUAUAAUGAUGAUUGCAUAACUGGUCAUAUGUUUGUUAACCUAGUUACUCUUAUAUGCCCUACGUAAUGUUUUGACUCCUUUAUGCUGGUGGCAUAGCUUUCAGUGGAAUCACUUAGGUUGAAAAAGGGUGCUUAGGAGUCCUUUCAGAGAAUUAUUUGAUUUUGCUUUAUCUCUUUGUUUGAUUUGCUUGUUUUCAAUGUGAAGCGACUGUUUCUUUCUUCUCGUGUUCCAUGCAUUUGCACUAUCCAAUUGAGGUUUGAGAUGUAAAUUCGUUAAAAACGUAGAGUAUUCGCCUUUUGCGUAGUUUUGUUUACUCUAGAAAUAGCGGGCGAAUAGAAAUAAUGUGUCUUACAUUUUGUCGCUGGCGAUGAAUCCCUUUCUGUAUUUGACCAGUAGACAAUGGAACAUGUAGGAAUGAAAGGGAAUUUCACAUUCAAAAAAUGAUUUCAAUGUAUUGUUGAAUGCUGAAACCAGCUGGUUUCUUAGGUAGUGGUCUAUUUUGCUCUCUCAUGGUUAAAUAUCCGUCACGCAAUCUCCGACUUUUUUACGUGACAUCCCUAUCAGAUGUCACGCAUCAAAAAUAUUUUAGGAGAGCGUGACGCUUAAUGUGUGGCCAUGUUACAAAAUGGGUCAAGUUAGCAUGUUAAAAGAGGAAAAAAUACUUUGACAGUUUCAAAGGACAAAGUUAAUCUUUAAGAACUGCUACUUGUCUAGCAAUGUUUAGUAGUGCGAACAGAUAACUCAAGUAUAAUGGUAUUAAACAUGAGCUGAUAUAUGACAUGAAUUCUUCCUUGGAAAAUUUUGAAAUAUAGCAUUUGACAAUGAGUCCUUAGGUUAGCCGCGGGAAUGAAUAUAUUAUUGAGAAAUUGUAAUUAAUCUUUGUGGAUACAAUUCCAUUUCUCAAGUUAAUUUCUUAAGCGUUGUUAUCAAUUGAUACAUCCAUUCAGGUUGGGUGCGACAAUUGUUUGCAUUUUGUUAAAUAAUCAAUUAUUUUUUCAUUUGAAUAUUGCUUAACUAAGAACUAUCUGA